CGACACAUACAAGAUAAUAGAAUGUAUGAGUAAGUAUACCUAAUGUGCUUCUAUAUACUAUAUAAUGUUUGCAAUAUCAGAUGUGAUUAUGAAGCCUGAUAUUUAUUCUCAAUGUUCACAAAGCUCUAGACCCCAAAAGACAUGCCUGGCAAAGAUUUAUGGAGGCAGCUCUGUUUUUAACAAAGAUCUGGUUUUACAUUCUUAAUUUUAUCUGACGAGCCAAAUUUGGUCAAUCAGGAUAUUUAUUUUAUUUAUAAAACAUUUUACCAGGAAAGAUUCUUUUGUCCUGGGUCCACAAAUCAUUGCAUUGUUACAUUAGGGUACAAUAAAAUACAAAACCAAUAUUAAUACACAAUAAAUACAAAUUUAAACAUGAAACAGGUAGGAAAUAUAUAAUCAACCAUGACACGUGCAUUCUGUUUUGAGGUAUGUAGAGAGGGAUCUCUUAAAGGACUUUAGGAUUGGGGAAGAAUUUAAAGUGUGCGGGAGGUCGUUCCAUAAUUGCAGUGCUCUGUAGGAAAAGGAUGAUCGGGCCACUUUCUUUUUGUAUUGAGGUAGACUAAAUAAAGUGCUUGUACUGGAUCAGAGGUUAUAGGAGGUGGGAACAGCCGAGGAGAGCAUUCUUCCCAGAAAAGCUCUUAAACACAAGGCUGGGAAGAUGAAGGAUAUACUGUUUUAUGCUGUCUAUAUUGUGAGCUCUAGAGAUCUACAUUUAUCUCAUCUUGAGGAGUUCUUGAGUUCUACAUUCUGGGGCCAUUGGCAUAUGUGCCGGCCCUACAUUCUGUCAUAAACCAAUGGCAGCAGAAACCUGGGAGGUUCAGGAGACAAACAUUUUUUCUCUUUUGUCAAGACACAGUUUAGAUAGAAGCAAAGUUUGAGGAUGCUUAAAUGGAAAAAUGUUUUUACAUUAGUAAGAGGAUUUACCCAUAUCUCCCAAAAUUUAUGGUUAUAUGGUUAUAUUGUUAUGUUUAAAAUGCUACAGGCACUUGCCUGACGUGAACACAGUUAUAUGGCUAUGUUGUCAACCUUGAAAAGUUAUUAGGAUAUUAUCGCACCCUUGAUGUGUACUGUUACUAUGGCAUGUAAUAAGAUGACAUGGAUCAUGCAACCGCGACUUUUACCCUGCGCAAUGAAAGGGGCUUAGGGGUAGGGGCUCUUCCUGAACACCUACACGUCCACAUACACUCGGCUGGUGCCUAACCACGCAUCCCAACCCACACUCGUGCUUACUCUACACGGCGGAGCCUAGGGGACACCUGUUACCUGAUCCGAUAGACGGGGCGGGACCCAUACGCUCUUACCGUAACACGAGUCACCCCCCCCCCCUUCACGGGGGGUGGUUUUCCUGAGACACCUCUGGUCUCAGUGGUGCAGCCUGCUUACGCGGGCGACUAACUAUCUUCUUUCUUGCCUCUCUCACUUUCCACUGAGUUGUCUUCUCAUCCUCUACUCUGCUUACCCUCACCUUAUCUAUCUCUGAACUUUGACCGAACCCCUUGCAUAGGUCUCUACCUGACCUGCUACGGAGGGUCAUGCCUUCCCCAGGGGUUACCCCGCCACGGCUGGAGGGGAGGAGGGGGGAGAGUAGUGCAAUGGAUACAGAUGGCAGACACGGAACGCAUAACGCCUAUCGCCCCGCUCCUCUGUCUGUCCUCACCCUCAACUGCAGAGGCUUGAAUAUACCAGAACGGCGGACCCACCUGCUGCGGGAACUAAAAAAACAUCGCAUAUCGGUUGCACUUCUACAAGAAACCCACUUUAGAAAGGAUGCUGCCCCCCGACUACAUAAUAGAAACUACCCGUCGAAUUACUUUUGUGACCACCCAUUAGCGCGAAAGGCUGGAGUGGCAAUCCUAAUGGCGGCAGACCUGGAAUUCCAACAGCUAGAUACACUACAUGACCCGCAGGGACGCUAUCUCUUUGUAAAAGGAACAAUUGCAGGUAUGCUUUACACCUUUGCUACAGCUUACGUGCCUAACAGACGACAGGCCCAGUUCCUCAGAGGAAUGAUAAACAAACUAAACGGCUUCUCUGAAGGAACACUGGUUCUGGGGGGAGACUUCAAUGCUCCCCUGGACCCCAUCAUGGACUCCUCAACGGGACACAGCAGUAUCUCGCAACUCAACAUACGCUCUAUGAGGAGGUCACUAGGGGACAUGGAUCUGGUAGACUGCUGGAGGACCCUACACCCCUCUACCAAAGAUUUCACAUAUUACUCGGCGCUACAUAAUCGAUACUCUCGUAUUGAUUAUAUCUUCAUUCGUCAAAUAGGCCUUCAACGGCUGAUAUCUGCCAAAAUAGACCCUGCAACUUGGUCUGACCAUGGUGCUGUUACUAUAGAACUCGAAUCACCCCUCUUUCGACCUUCCACGUGGUCGUGGAGGCUGAAUGAAGCUCUCCUUCUGGAACCUGAGACGCGAAUGCAAAUCUCCCAGGCACUGGAACAAUAUUUCCGAGAUAACGACAUGCCAGAUACAUCCCCGAUUUCAAUAUGGGAAGCCCACAAGAGCGUCAUUAGAGGCACACUUAUUCAAAUAGCCUCCCGGAAGAAAAAGGUAGCCACGCGCGAAAUGUCAGACCUCUAUAGGUCAAUCUCGGAACUGGAACAACGGCACAAACGUUCUCGCCUACUGGAGACAUACGGGGAACUGACGCAGGCAAGAAGACGAUUGAAGGACCUCCUUACGAAGCGACCCCUAAGAUCUCUACAGUACUCCAAGGGGUUCUUCUAUGCCCACGCUAAUAAAGGGGGGAAAUAUCUAGCUCGCCUUCUGAAAGGCAACACCCCUCGCACGCAGGUCCGUAGCAUAACACUCACAUCAGGCGCCACGACGAUCUUUCCGAACGAGAUCGCAGAGGAGUUUAGGAAAUACUACCACUCACUGUAUAAUAUUCAUGCCCACGACGGUCCCAACAAUCAAGAUGCAGAGGACGCCCGGAUACGAAAUUACCUACAAGAAUCCAUCAUGAGAACUAUCGCUCCAGAGGUGGCGGAGACGCUGGACAACCUAAUUUCCGAGGACGAACUCUCAGCGGCCCUGAAAUCGUCCAAGACGGGUAAAGCUCCGGGGCCGGACGGCUUUUCAGUUGGAUAUUAUAAAACAUUUUCCUCCAUUUUAAUGCCUUGGUUCACGAAAGCCAUUAACGCGGUCGCCACCGGGGAGAACUUCGGAGCGGAAUCUCAGGCAGCCAUAAUAACAGUGCUCCUCAAACCCGGAAAGGAUCCGAAGGCAUGCGGAAGCUACCGCCCAAUAUCUUUGUUGAAUGUGGAUGCUAAAUUAUUCACUAAAGCCUUAGCUACUAGACUCCGUUCUGUCCUACCGGAUCUCAUCCACGUGGACCAAACAGGAUUCAUACCUGGUCGGGAAGCUCGUGAUAGCACUCUGAGAGCAUUCGCAAUACAACAUGGGGCACGGACAACUAAGCGACCGCUUCUCCUCCUCUCUACAGAUGCCGAAAAGGCGUUUGACCGAGUGAGGUGGAGAUAUAUGCUUGCGACCCUCACCAAAAUGGGAGUUGGACACAGGCUCCUCACCUGGAUUCAGGCUCUAUACCACAAACCACAGGCCGCAGUUCGAGUCAAUGGGGCCCUAACCCCUGCCUUUACGAUUUCCAAUGGCACGAGGCAGGGCUGCCCACUAUCCCCGUUGCUAUUUGCUAUGUCCCUGGAACCCUUACUCCAAACUGUACGUAACAAUCCUGACAUUCGGGGAUACCCCUGGGAAGGGGUGGAACAUAAAGUGGCCGCCUACGCGGAUGACUUAUUUUUUAUCACAUCACCCCGAACCACAAUGCCAUGCCUGCUGGAAACAUUUGAGCAUUUCGGUAGAAUUUCAGGUUUUAAACUUAACUUGUCCAAAUGUGAGGUGCUUAACAUCACUAUACCCGACACUGAAUACCAGGCCCUAGAUCCCCUAUUUCCAUUCCGAUGGUGCCCCUGCAAGAUGAGAUAUCUAGGGAUCUGGAUCACAUCGAACCCGAAAGACCUCUACGCCUUGAACUUCGACCCACUAUUGAAGACAAUCCUGGCAGACCUGGGGAAAUGGACGUACCCACAUAUCUCAUGGAUCGGGAGAAUAGCAGUUCUCAAAAUGAACAUCCUACCCAGACUCCUAUACUCGUUUCAGACGCUCCCAUUAGCUAUACCCACACACUUUUUCAACUCGAUACGAUCAGCGGUUAUACGUUAUGUUUGGAAAGGGGAGAGGCCGAGGCUUCGACAUGAUUUGCUUUGCCUGCCGAGAUGUCGGGGAGGACUGGCACUACCAGACUUCAAACGAUAUCAUCAAGCUACAGUCCUCCAACGCAUAUUAGAAUGGCACAAUGUUCUACACCCGAAACAAUGGGUAGCCCUAACCAGAGACGGACGAGAAGCCCGUUUUAAAGUCAGCUAUAUGGACAGGGGGUCGUGUAACAAGGGUUGGAGGAGAGUCAACAGGGAUUAUAGCUCAGACGCUGACCAGCUGGGCUCACAUAAGAGAUCAACCCCAUAUCUCCCCUGUACCAAGUCCGCUGCUUCCCAUCACUUACAAUCCAACAAUAGGAGGGGGCUUCCCGGCGACGGCGUGGCCAUUCGCGGAGGGCCGCGAAUACGUACCCAUCUCCAUGGUUCUGCAGGAUGGCAACUUGCGAACUUUAAAUUCCCUGCUAGGAGAAACGCCUCUUACACCCUUGGUAACGCUCCGGUAUAUGCAGGUCCGCCACUACUACAACACCUUGAGCAAUAAAGAAAAACUACACAGGGACCGUACCUGGUUUGAAACGAGAUGUGAACGUGGCUCCUCACUAGACAAAACCGUAUCCACCUUAUACCAACAUCUCCUGGUGGGUAACCUAACGGAAAACAACACCUUCCGUAGACAAUGGGAGACUCUGAUGGAUACCACCUUUACCCCCCAACAAUGGGAGGGCGCACUAUUCUGGCAACACAAAAGCUCCAUUAGCACCCACUACCAAGAGACGAAUUACAAAUUAAUCGCACUUUGGUACAAGACUCCGAUAUUACUCCACAGAAUUUUCCCUACAAUACCACCGACAUGCUGGAGAUGUCUCGAGGAAAGAGGCACGAUAAUACACAUAUGGUGGGAUUGUCGCCUCAUAGUCCCAUACUGGGAGAUGAUCCGGGAGAAAAUAGCAGAGAUCUUGGGUGCAACACCCGAGUGGGCGGCAACACUACCCCUUCUACAUAUUUCAACAAUGUUGAUUGCCGCAUACAAGAAAUCAAUUUUAUGUCAUCUACUUAAUGCAGCCAAAGCUUUGAUCCCGCUAUACUGGAAACGGACGGAGACGCCCCGACUGGAAGAAUGGAUCCGCAGGGUGGAGGACAUUCAGGGGGCGGAGGCGAUCCAGGCUUCACUUCUUGGGAGGAGAGACAGACAUGCAGAAAUGUGGCGACCAUGGUAUACAUUCGUGUCUCAGAGCAACUAGAGAUAAGCAGCCUGUGGGGGGACACCCUGGGAGGGAGGGCGGCUCUCUGGGGCAUGGCCAUUUAUACCUCCUCUCACUCCCUCAAUUCGAACUGCAUCCGAGGCGAGUGACAACUCUUCUUUCCUCCACUUCUUUCCCUCUUACCCUAUUACUAAACAUUUCUUUAAUUUUCACUUAUAAUUUUUAACACAUAAAUGCACUUAUUAGGAUGGGGCAUGAACACCCCAGCAAAAGGAAACUGCCCUGUAAUAGGAACGCAUCAGACCAAAUAUGUACGACAAACACGGUAACAUUCAUCCCUGCCUAUUGGGAUUCUUGGAACGACCCACAAACAUAAGCGCACCCACCAUCCCCCUUUCCCUUUUGGGGUAAACUAGAGGAGACGGCCCACCUCCAGAAGGACCGCACACUCACCAGCAGUGCUCACGGACUCAUAAUGAUGCAUACAGGGAGCCAGGGUCGUCACACGAAGUCCCCUGAACUACCCUAGUCCAGCCUGGCACACACCUUGAGGGAGCACAACUGCGCGAGCUACCAAAGGACCCAUUAGCUGUAGGAUACGAUUAGGAACAUAUGACCAUAGGGGUGCUCGAUAGUCCCAAGAACUGAUGGUAGGGUGAUAAGGAUAGCUUCAUACCCCAUAGUGCUCUGACCAAAAGUACCUGUGUCUUUGCGGUCUUAAGAGUAAAUAGCUUCAGCCGUAUAAUGCUACUAUGCCAGUUGGAACCUUCCUAUAUAAUUUUACUUUGUGCACAAUUGUAUAACGUUUUAAUACCUGGGACCUGCGUGUCCAAACUGUCUCAAUUCUACAUCUGUUUGUAAUGAAGAUAAAAAAUACAAAAACUCAAUAAAUGAGAUUUACAAAAAAAAAUAUCUCCCAAAAUUUCAAAUAGACAAUGAGAGACUUUAAUUAUAGGGGUGUGAGUGAAGGUGUGGCUUUGAGAAACUUUAGUUGAUUUACUAAUAACAAUUUAUGGAAAUAAAAUGUAAUUUAGAACAAGAACAGUUUAUUCUUUUUGCAAAGACUUAUUUCUAAACCCAUUCAUUGUAGUUUUAAGACACAUUACUGUGAGUAUUAUUACUGUGGAGUUCUGUUAUACACAUCAGGCACACCAACAAUAUGGAACUCAUAGAAAAGAGGGACAGGUGGAUUUGGGCCUAAAAUUGGAACUGUCCUUCCUGAAUAGGGAGACUUGGGAGGUAUAGUUCACUUCUGUAGAACAUUCUAAUAAAUAUUAUUUUCCUUUUGUUAAUUUUAAAAGUGUUUUUAGAAUGUUGCAGUCUUAAACUGUAAGUGUGUACAAUUGUUGUCUCUGUGAUAUGAAAUAUACGUGAAGUGUCUGCUGUUUGUUAAAAACAUGUGAUAUUCCCACACACCGACCGCUCGGACAGAAGUGUACCCGCACCAAGCGGCGACCAUCACCUCUGCUCUCCAACAACCCAAGGAAUGGGGCAGUCAUGGUCUUCUGGAACAUGCUGGUCGAUGGAGAUGGAAUGCCGGCCCCUGUACAAGCCCAGACCUGGUGGGGAGUCCCACACUGGCACAUAAACUUUCCUAGCUGCACAUCAACCCUGCCACUUCGGGGAGUUGGCUGACUCUGUCCUCUGGCCUCUUGCCCCACAGGGCCUUUACCUGACAUAAGCAGAAACCACAUACUAGCUCUCUAUGCUUAGUAUAUAGUUACUAUCACCCAUGCCAUUGAUAAAUGAUCAUUUUUCAUUUUUCUUUACUCUUUUCACUUUAUAUGCACAACUAGUGUGGUACAGUGAUCUGGCAGCAUUGCCAGGCCCGGUGGCUUUAUCAGCUACGAGUCAUUGCCUUUUGUUUUCAUUUGAGUUAGUAGUCUUAUCUCAAGCAAAUUAAUCUGGCAUGUAUACACCACUUAUAAUUCUUAAGAUGUCAGUUUCAGUACUUAAAGCUUAGCCUGAUACAGUUCACUGACCUGCAUUAUCGUGUUACCUUUUGUCUAUAUACCAAAAAUUGUGCUAAUAUCCCGACUGCCACACUGUUCUGAUAUGUGUAUUACUGAUCCUGCCUUUGCUGUUGAGGCAAUGCAGGCCUGUUUGUUAAGUGAGCACAACUAAAUAAAUAAUAAAAAAUAAAUUAUAUUUUAUAACAUAAAUGUGAAGGCGUUUUACCUGUGUGAAAUGGCAGCGUCAUACAAAGCCUCUAUUAUCCCAGCAUGCUGUCUGCCUGCCAAGCGCUCAAAUGUUCCAUUUGGGAAACCAUACACAUCUGUGCAGUGCAGUGACAUAACUAAAAUUAAUAGGAAUCCUGUAGCCGUAUGCUUAACGGGAUAUGGCCUACUUCCAGUCACAAGUGUGAAUGCUGGGAGAGACUAUGCAAAUCCACAGCAAAUACAUUGUAGAUUAAAGGCCAACCUUUAACCCUGCAUAUCUGGCCUUGGAGUACUAUUAUUACAUGCUACAAUAGCACAAUACAAUUGAGUCAUUGGCAAAUUACAUAUUUCUGUAUGGUUAUACCUGGUUUAUCCCAACACUUCUACAAUAUUUGCAUGUUUUCUAGCACUCUCCUUUGCUGCUGUCUUGUUUAUCAUGCUUCAUGUACCUUUUUGAUACAAGGAGCAUGGGAAACAAGCCUAUGAUGGAGUACAGACUAUAUGUUUUGUUUAUUUGUUGUUUUUUUUUUUUAUCCUUCCCCUGGAGUGGUAUAACAAGUGUCUUUAGAGUCAUGGUUUCUACAUUUUUCUAGCUGCACACAGUGCACUUUGAUGCGAUGGUUAAACCACAUAUAUACAAGAUCUGACUCACACUCCGUUUUAACAUGCUCAGUAAAAAAUACACAUUCAUGUGGAUAUAACUUCUAUUUGUUCGAGCCAAACUAUUAACUGGAAACAGUUAGAGAAAAGUCACAGCUCUUGAUAAAGGCGCGAUAUUGCACUGAGCUGACGCUGAUUUUUUUAUCUUGUCAGGAGGAACCCUUUACUUUUUAGACCAAUUUAAUGCUGAUAGUGAGAAUCUUUUGAGGCUAGAUUUAAAGGGACUGCCUUGAAGCAGUGUGAUCUAUGUAUAGGGAGGUUGUUUAAGAGGACUAGCUUUAGCUGUAUUGUCCCCUCCCUCUGCCCCCUGCAAAAUAAACCUUUGGAGACACUCUGGCUUAAACUGUCUCCAUAUUACUCCCUUAUCUUUCAGUGCCUGGUCCUUUCUGUUCUGUUAGGAGGGGUUGAGGCAGUGUUCCAAAUCGUUUGCUACUGGUUUAGCACUUGUGUAUGGGUUCUGCUUUAAAUGCAGGUUUAGUGAUUGUCAAGUAAUGGGAAGGCACUGACUAUUUUUUUUCUGUACUAAUUUGCAGAUGCAAAUCUCAGACAUUCAACUACAGGAAGCUUCCUACGACAUCAGUCAUCAUUGCAUUCUACAAUGAAGCCAUGUCAACGUUGCUCAGAACAAUUCAUAGUGUUUUAGAAAUGUCUCCUUCGGUACUUUUGAAAGAAAUUAUAUUAGUUGAUGACUUCAGUGAUAAAGGUACUUUACAUUUAUUGAUAAUUGGUAAAAUAUAUAUUCUGGAAUGUGCAAAGUCUGAUUCGUUUUAAUACUUUUCAUACGUUUAUUGUUACCUCAAAAGCUGGGCACAUCUAAUUUGUACUCGUGUAGUUAACCUUUUUCUUGGUGGUAGCACCCUCUAAUUGAACGUGUGCACCAAGGUUCACCCCAGAGUUCUAGUGGCAAGUUAUGGACUACUGGAAGGCCUGCGGGUACAACAAGACAGUGGUUGUCCUACGUGCAACUAUCAGUGUUGGUGCAUUUCCCACUGCAUUAUUUAGGAUAUACAGACUUUACAUGCAUUAUAAAGAGAUUGCUGUAACGGAGCUCCCUGUACUCCGACUGAGUACCCUCCGUUGACGGAUGCUCCUAGCACUUCCUGAGGAAUCCAAGCACUGCAGCAGACACCACAACCACCGCAGACUCCGCAACCGCCGUAUCUUGACUGGAGUCUCGCCGUCUUCCUUCCACCCUGGAUCAGCUUCUGUCCUCCAGGACUGUGUGGGAAAGAACUCUUCUUUCCACCUUGUAUGAACCUCCAGCAUCCAGGACUGUGUGGUGAAUACCCCUCCUCGAAGGAGAGCGUGUCAGAAACAAGCUCUUAAAAGAGCUAAGUGAUUCAAGCUCAGGGGAGCAUGCAGAGCAUAGCAAUCCCCGGUGUGAUUAUAACAGCUCCCUCCAAUAACGAGACAAGGCUACGUUUAGAGGGAUCAAGAAGAACUGUCAAAACCUUUAUUUCCCUUGGGACCAGCCAAUAGGGUCACCACAAUAACAUUGUUGUGAAACCUCAAUAAAAUCACAAACAGUCAAACCAUAUCAAGCAACACACAGUGACUUAUCACAACACAAUGGCACAUUUUUAAAGGGGUGGGGGGAGACAAUAUUUAACAGUAAAUAUCUCACCUGCCUGCAGAAUUAGCAAUAUGCAAAUCUGGUGACUAUAGUGACUAUAGUGCUUGAAGCCAAUGAUUGCACUCACCAGAACAACUACAUUAAGCUGUAGUUAUUCUGGUGACUAUAGUGUCCCAUUAAUGUUCCUGCUGGAGGUCUAACUUCACCUCAGACAGGUUUAAUUAGCUAGCCGGUGCAAGAGAGCUCAUGCUAAUUCUGUAGAUAUCUACUGCAAUGACAUUUUGUCAUGGGCUGACACUCAAUGAAUGAACAUUAGUAUUGGCAUCCUGUUUCUACAGAUGGCACAGCUGCCUUUCUUGGAGGCACAGCACACAGGUGAGUGGCGAACUUACGGGUUUGCCACCUUACCAAGGAAUUGCACCAGGAUGCUACUGGCAUCAUAAUUAAUACAGAGUUAAAUGCACAAAUACAUUUUCAGGGCAUACCAUCAACACCCAUUGUUUCCCCUCACCUUUUUGCAGGUGCUUUCACAGCUCUUGCAAGACAAAAAUAAAAAAAAACAAUUUUUACAUAUUUAUAUAUAUAUUAGCCUUCACUAUUUCAUAUUAAUUUUAUAAUAUUAUAUGGGGCUCUAUAAUAACAUACGCUGGUUGCAUAGGUUAUGGUGCAAUGAGGUUCCUUGUCCCUUUCACCAUGAACAUGAUAUAUUCUAAUUGCAGUGAUUUACAAAUACUCUGCAGGUGUAUUUCAAGUGUAUGCCUGUCACUCUAGUGACUAACAUCAGAGGAGGCAGCAAUACCUCGUUCAUUGCCUGUCCAACAAUUUCUACAACUUCUGCAAAUUCCCACCUCAGCUAGCAGGCUUCCUCGUACCUUGCUUAUCUAAGUAUUCUUGGCAGUGGUUUAUGGCAUAAGCCCAGGCUCAACUGAAUUACUUUUAUUGCAGCAGCUUUAGGUUACUGCCUUUACCAAGACGUGUCAGUGUCUGACUGUGACAGCUUGCAUAACCCCAAUACUAUGAAUCAUCCGGUCACUUGGAAAUAAUUAGAGGGGUGUGCAAUAUAGCAUGCUUGAUUAUUCAUGGUUUCUUUAAAUGAUUACAUCAAUGGAAACUUGCUAAGUGCUUGUCAGGGAUAUGUUUUAUUCUAGUAGAGCAACUGGAACUUCAGCUGACACUGUUGUUCUGCCACCAUUUAAGUCAUUUCUCAAGUCCUCUAUAUGGGAAAACACUUUGGAACCUUUAGAAUGGAUUAAAUUAACACCAUUUAUUCUCCUGUGAUUUUAAGAAGCUAAACUCCAGACUGUUCAUAACGUUUAGUCCCUGUCCAUAUUACCCCUACUCAGCCUUCAUCAGGGACCAAAUAACUAAAGAAAAAUUUGAUGAGCAAUUAUUGAACUAUCCCCAACAAAUGCAGCUCAACAAGCACUUCAUAAACGUCUAGAUUUCUGCAUGCAUUUGUUUCCCCCCCCCCCCUCAAACAUUGAGUUGUAUUUAAAAGGACACUAUAGGCACCCAGACCACAUAAGCUCAUUGAAGUGUUCUGGGUGCGGUGCAGUUUCCCUAUGGUACUUAGUGCUGCAGAGUUUACAUUGCAGUACUAAGUCUGACUCCAGUGACUGUCUCCCAGACAGCCACUGGGGGUGCUUCUUGAAUACUAAUGGACCUUUGGUCCGGUAACUGAUGCUUGAUGUCCUCACACUCUGCAUGAGGACAUCCAGCGUCCAAUUUAUUUAUUUAGUUUUCCAUAGGAAAACAUUUAUUCAAUGCUUUCCCAUGGGGAGGCCUAAUGCACGCAUGGCAUUUGCUGCGCAUGCACAUUAGCGACCGCUCUUUGUGGGACAUUGGAGAAGCCGAGAGACAUCAGCGCUGGGGUAAAGUAAGUAAAUAAAGGGUUUUAACCCUUUAUUCACAUAAGCGAGGGCGAGAGGGAGAGGGGAGGCAGAGGGAGCUUUGUAUUCCUAGCCCUUAUAGUAUCCCUUUAAGCGAAUAUGCAUGCUAUGAGCAAUUUUAAAAUGUUCAGAAUGCAGUGGGUUUGAUGUUCAAUGUAACUCUGUUGCACGUAAUGUUUGUGUUUCAUUUGCCUGUCUAAGCACCACACCACAACAGCCCAUUGUUGUAGUUGAGGUAAUAGUAGGCUGUAGACUGUCUCUUAGUUGUUUGAAAAAGUGGGGGUACCCAGGCACCUGCAGGCCAUAUUGAUAAUACAGUAAUUAACUUUGCCAGUAGUAAGAUCUGUUUCAUCCAUAUAUGUAUGUAUUCAUUCAGUUAUGCCAAGUAUGUGUAGACAUUAUGCAUGAAUGAAUUAAUUUUAUAUCCUUGUGCAAAUUUUUUUCUAGUGUAUUUGAAGACUCAACUUGAAACAUAUAUCAGCUCCUUGGAACGAGUCCGAUUAAUAAGGACGAACAAACGUGAAGGAUUAGUGCGUGCACGGCUGAUCGGUGCUACUUAUGCCAUAGGUGAUGUGCUCACAUUUCUGGACUGCCACUGUGAAUGUGUCACUGGUUGGCUAGAACCACUUCUGGAGAGGUAUGUUAUAGACUGUAUCAAAAGAAAAAUUACAAUGGUACAAAAAAGUUAUUUUCUGAUAUUUAAUUUUGAUUUGUUUUGUUUUAUUCGCUUAGAUCUCCAGUUUAGGAAUUGCUUACUUCUAUUGCAAGAGACAUAGGCAUAAAACGUGUCCUGUCAUGCUAGACUAAGGGAAAAGAUUAUAAUUGAUUUAAUGGUUUGGCAUCCUGUGGAAUAAAAACAAAGGUUAUAGCUACCUGGAAACAUAUAAUGUGACGGCAGAUAAGAACCAUUCGGCCCAUCUAGUCUGCCCAAUUUUCUAAAUACUUUCAUUAGUCCCUAGCCUUAUCUUAUAGUUAGGAUAGCCUUAUGCCUAUCCCACGCAUGCUUAAACUCCUUUACUGUGUUAACCUCUACCACUUCAGCCGGAAGGCUAUUCCAUGCAUCCACUACCCUCUUAGUAAAGUAAUACUUCUUGAUAUUAUUUUUAAACCUUUGCCCCUCUAAUUUAAGACUGUAUCCUCUUGCUGUGGUAGUUUUUCCUCCUUUAAAUAUAAUCUCCUACCCACUUCUCCAUAUCCCGUAUUAAUGUCCUGAUAAGAGGUGUGUAAUUUUGUUGGUGUCAAAGAGAGGGGUCCGCCGUUAAGCAGAUUCCCAAAUAUUUAAUAUAAUCUGUCGCGAUACGUAUCUGAUAUGUCCUCCCUAUGUGCGCCGCGUCCGUAUCACUCAACCCAAUGGGGAGUGCACUCGAUUUAUGUAGGAUGACUCUGUAUCUGGCCACUAUGCCAUAAUCCAUCAAUAUCCUUGUCAGAGCAACCAUAGACUCUAGCGGAGCAGUCAGUGAUAACAGUAUAUCGUCCGCGAAUCCCGAUAUAACGUAUUUCUGCCCCCCUACUGUUAUUCCCUUGAUCUCCGGGGUUGUCCUUAUCUUGUGCAUGAGGGGUUCUAAGGAAAAUACGAAUAGUAGCUGUGACAGAGGAGAGCCCUGCCUUGUGCCAUUACUCAGUGGGAAAGGGAUAGAUUGCGCUCCCGUUAUCCGCACCUGCGCCUUGACGUUGGUGUACAGAGCUUGAAUGGUUGUGAUAAACUGGGCCGGCAUGCCAAAGUGGCGCAGCGUCUCAAAUAGGUAUGGCCAUUUGACUCUGUCGAACGCUUUUUCAGCGUCUGACAGCAUCAGUGUCGGGAUUCGUAGCCUAGCUUGUCGUCCUAUGAGAUCAAUGUUGUGUCUCGUAUUUUCAAACAGUUGCCUACCCGGCACGAAGCCUACCUGGUCCGGGUGAACCAGGCGAGUGAGAAUUGGGUUUAAUCUAAUCGCCAGUACCUUGGCUAGAAUUUUAGCAUCAUGGUUGAUCGAUGAGAUUGGUCUAAAAUUCUCUGGUAUUGAGUCAUCCUUACCCGGCUUAGGUAGCAAGACUAUGUUUGUUUGCAAGCGACAUUUCUUGAUCUGGGGUCCCCCCUUCCUGCAGAUCGUUGAACCAUGCUUCAAGGUGGGGUAAUAGCUCCUCCCUAAAAAUCUUAUAGUAGCUUCCAUCAAAGCCAUCCGGGCCAGGCGCCUUGUUGCUUUUUAAGGCUGAGAUCGCUGCGCCUAUUUCCUCUGCCGUGAUCUGGGUUUCAAGUGUUGCCGCAGCCGCCUCGCCCAGCUUUGGAAGAGGGAUUCCAGAGAGGAACUCUCGUACCCCCUCUAGUUCCCUCUGCGGGUGUGAAUCCACCCCCUGCGAAUGGUUAUAUAAUGCGGUGUAGUACCCCGUAAACACUUUGGCAAUUUCUGUAGGAUUCGUUUGGUAGAGUCCCGCAGCAUUCUUUGUAAUGUGUGUGUUCCGUUGUCGCGGUCUCAGUGCUCUUGCCAGUAGAGUAUCCAUUUUAUUGGCCUUUUCAUAAAAGGUCUGCCUAGACCAAACUAUGGCUCUCGUAGUGUUGUCAAGGAGCGUUACUCGUUUGGCAUAUCUGGCAUCUUGUACCUUCUUUAAAUUAACGUGUGAGGGGUCCAAAUUGUGCCGUUGCUCUGCCAAUCUCAAAGCAUCUAGUUGAGAUGCCACUAAUUGAGCUUUUUUCCGUUUCCUGAGUGUCGCUUCUCUAAUCAAUAUCCCUCGAAUGACGGACUUGUGAGCUGCCCAUAUUACAGCUCUGGACACCCCCGAUGCAGCUUCCCUUAGGAAGUACUCAUUUAGUUCUCUGCGGACGAUAUCAACUAUUUCCGCGUCCCGCAGCAGCGAGUUGUUCAGCCGCCAUGACCACGGGGUUGCUGUGCUUAACUUGUCCAGGGUGACAGAGAAAUCCGCGUGAUCCGACCAAGUUAUGGAUCCCACGGAUGACUCAGAGGCCCUAGAGACAACUUGGGAGUUUACUAAAAAGAAGUCAAUUCUAGAAUGUGUGGCUGUGAGUAAAAGGUAUAAUCUUUCUCAUCUGGGUGUUGAGCUCUCCAAAUGUCUAUAAGCCCUGUUUGUUGUAUGAAUGUGUGCAAUAGUCUAUCUUGUCCGGCACCUUCUGUGGGAUCAGGGAAUUCCCUUACAGGGUCCCCUGUCCACCGCCGGGGAUGGAGCCGCGUUGAAAUCGCCCCCCACGAUCACCAUUCCCUUCGUAAGUGUGUUGACAGUGUAGGUAAGUUCCUCCCAAAACUCCCUAGAUGGAUCGUUGGGGGCAUAUAAAUUGAGGAUAUGAAUUGCGUGGGAAUACAAGAAUCCCGACACUGAUACAAAGCGUCCCCCUGGGUCGAUUCUAACUCCACUAAUUCUGAUCGGGCACCUCCGAUGUAUCAGUAUGGCUACGCCAUUCCGUUUAUUGAGGGCUCUCGCUUCAUAUGUGGUAUUGUAUGUAUAAUCUUUGAGAGCGAAAUUGGCCGUUUUAGGUAGAUGUGUCUCCUGUAGGAAGGCUAUAUCUGGAUUCAAACGCUUCACUUCCCUAAACAUGAGCCGUCUUUUCUUAGGUGCAUUCAAGCCCUUAACAUUUAGAGAUAUCAACUUAAUAGGCAUGGGUAAAUCCGUGGUGUGCCACCCCAACCAACAUCCUGGCACCUUGAUUACUAGAUUGAGCCCCUGGACCUCCCCCAUCCGUUCCCCCGGGGAGUGUAAAGGAAGGGAGAGAAGAGAUAGGAUAGAAGGAGGGUAGAAAAAAGAGUAAGAAAAAGUAAACUUUGUACAUAAAUCGCCUGGGCUUACCUGUAGCCAGGCACGAUUGGGGUAAAUGUCCCGCCACCCCCAGUGCUUCGAAGAACCCUGGGGUGUACGGGGCAUGGACCAGCCAAUGUGGGCACUGUGUCAGUGCCAACUGAAACAUCAAGAAUAAACACCACCACCUAUGUGGCUUGUAACGAAUAUAAUAAAAACAGUAGAGCCGCCCCAAUGGGCGCAGUUAUCCGCCCAAGAUCCUCGCCCAUAUUUUAUCGCCCAUUAUUUCUUAUAUGGGAUAUAGGCCUCUUCCCCAUUUCUCUCCUUUUUCUUUAUGUAUUCAUCAUUUUUUCUUGCUUUUUUUUUUUUUCUUUUUUUUUACAUUAUGUCUUUCUUUUUUUUUUUCUUCUUUUUUAAGAUUUUCCUUUUUUUUCCAUUUUUUUCCCCUUCUUUCUCUUUCCCCUCUUUCUCUCUCCCCCCCUUCUUCUUCUCCCUUAUCUCCCUCCCCUCCUUCUCUUGCUAAUACCAGUAUCUAAUGUGGAGGGCCGCCAACCAGCCAUUCACUGGGGGUGGGCGGGUCGGAAGCCUCCGCAAAAAUCUGAGUUUUUUUUAUAAUUACUAAAUGUUAACUUUUUUUUUUACUAUUUUGGCCAUAUCUGCGUAGUACCACAGUGGUUUCUUGAAUUUUUUGCUUUUACUGACCAGCCUAAUGCAAUUUUCUGUUGCCUUCAGCAGUGCAACUUUUAAAUAAUCCAAUUUCUCUUGGACUCCAUUUAAAUUGCUCCAGUCUGAUAAUGACUCCUUUACACAUAUUCUAAUUUUAGAAAAGUCUGUUUUUUUAAAGUCUAAAACUUUUGUUUUUGUGUGGUGUGACUCAGUCACUGUUCUUAUAUUAAACCACACUGACUGAUGAUCACUGGAUCCUAAACUUUCACCUACAGUAAUAUCUGAUACAAAAUCUCCAUUUGUUAACACUAAAUCUAGUAUGGCCUCUUUACGAGUUGGCUCCUCAACGACUUGUUUUAGAGACAAUCCCAGUAGGGAGUUUAGGAUAUCUGUGCUCCUGGCACAAGCAGUUAUUUUGGUUUUCUAAUUCACAUCAGGAAGAUUAAAGUCACCCAUGAUGAUAACUUCCCCCUUCAUUGUCAUUUGAGCUAUUUCCUUUGACUAGUAGAUUAUCUAACUUUUCUAUUUGUCCUGGGGGGCCUAUAAAUCACACCUACACGAGUUACUGUGUGAUUACCAAUUUCUAACGUAACCCAAACGGACUCUAUGUUCGCCUCACUAACUUUUCUUGGGCUAGAUUUUAUGCUAUCUUUCACAUACAGGGCCACCCCCAUUUCCUGCCUUCCCUGUCUUUUCUAUAUAAAGAGUACCCUAGUAUUGCUAUGGCCCAGUCAUUUUUCUCAUUAUACCAUGUCUCAGUAACAGCGACUAAAUCUACAUUAUCAGUUGCCAUUAUUGCCACAAGUUCAUGGAUCUUAUUCCCUAAACUGCGAGCAUUUGUAGACCUGACUCUCAUCUUAUCAUUUUUUAACACACUUGCUACCAGCACCUUCUGUCCUUGUUUUGGGGGGCAAUUGGAUUGAUGUUUUAUCACCCUUUUGCUCCCCCUCCUAGUUUAAAUACAUCCUAGCAAAACCUCUGAACUGCUCACUGAUAACAUUUGUUCCCCUUCAAGAAGGAUGCAAACCAUCUUUUUUGUACCAUUUAUUUCCAUUCCAAACAGAGCUACCAUGAGAAAUAAAGCCAAAUCCUUGCUUCCGACACCAUUCACCAAGCCACAAGUUUAAGUCCCUAAUACGCAUCCGCCUGUCGUUCUGAGUGUUAUACACAGGCAGAACUUCAGAGAAUGACAGUGUGGAAGCAACCUGCCGUAUAUCAUUGGCAAAAACACUAAAAACUUCCUUAACCUCUGAAACCUCAUUGCAAGCCAAGUCAUUUGUCCCUAGAUGGACAAGUACAUCCAAUUCCCCUUCCUGCUUUGCUUGCUUAACAAUAUUACAGAUACGUCUCCUGUCUCUGUGAGCAGUAGCUCCGGGAAGACAUCUCACAAGACCACCAUUUUCCAUCUCCACCCCUCUUAUGAUGGAAUCCCCCUCCAACAACAACUUCUAUUAGGCCUCACCAUAGUCUCCAAGCCUGUCUCCACAACACCACUACACUUGGUGCCUGAGCUUGUCUCAACAACACCACUACACUUGGUGCCUGAGCCUGUCUCCACAACACCACUACCCUCCGUGCCUGAGCCUGUCUCCACAACAACACUACCCCCCGUCCAUGUCUCCAUAACACCACUACACCUGGUACCUGAGAAUGUCUCCAUAAGAGUUUGUUUACCAGAUAAUUUACAAAUCUCAGAUUUCAAAAAUACAAUCUCCUGCCGCAAUAUAGAGAACGGUCUACAGAUUAGACCGCAUCCAAAUCUCCAAAAAGUGGAACGUGAAACAAAUGCAUAACAACUAUUACACUGAACUAAAUCUGACAUUUCAAUGAGGUAAAUAAUUUAAAUCAAACAAAUCUUACAUUUUUGUCCUCCUGAAUACCUCAAAUUACCUCCAGUUUAUCUCCAGAAUAUCUCCAACCACACACUUAGAAGCAGCACUCUCCAGAAUAUCUCCAACCACACACUUCGAAGCAGCACUCUCCAGAAUAUCUCCAACCACACACUUAGAUGAAGCAACCAAGCUAUAUAAGCCAAGCUAAUGACAACAACCCUUAUAGAACUCCUAAAAGCACCACCCACUAGGAAUGUUUAACACCUGGGUAGGCCUAUGCUUAUUUGCAAACAAUAGCUAAUUAAGCAACAAUCAAUAGUAAGUAUUUAGCAAAUGAAAUCGAAUGCCUUACUAAAUUACCAACAGGAAAUCAAACCUUGUACAAUCAGUAACAUUUUCCUACAGAUGAAUCUUACCUGUAACAGUAGAAAAGAAAACUCCUAGCAAACUCUUAGACAGUUGAAGCUUCUGUAAAACUCUCCAGAAUAUCUCCAACCACACACUUAGAAGCAGCACUUAGAUGAAGCAACCAAGCUAUAUGGAACUAUGAGAGUAUGAUGAUGAGAGUGUUUAGUUAAGAAAAGUGUAAGCAAAGUGGCUUACAACAGAAUGUAAGAGACAUUCAUUCAGUGAGAUUAGACAAUGGUUUAAAGGGACCCUCUAGGCACCAUAACAAUUUAAUCAGUUAUGGUGCUAAGAGGCUCCUGGCGCCGACUUACCAUUAGGAAUUAGACUGUUAAUGAAUAACUUAACCCGUAAGUGUUGCAUCCAGCCCUCUUAGAUCUGCCUCUCUACUUCCGCUUUUGUCAAGGCUUGAAUCCGGAAGCUGUAAAAGGGUCCGCUACUGAUUGACUUAAAGCAUCAGCUGACCCAAUCAGUAGGUCCCCAUUAACAAAACUGCUUGAGAAAAAUAUGCACUUCUCAAAUUUCUCAAGCCAUUUUUUAAAUGGGGUGCAAAUGAUUUAUUUAGUGUCACCUAACACAGCCAAUCCUCUGUUCCACUGUCCUAAGCUUCUUGUUUCAAGGCUCUAUUAAAAGUGAAAGGAGAGUGGCAGAGCUAACCGGCAUUAAAUCCAAUACUUUGGGGUUAAGCCAGGGCUCAACAAAUCCCAGGCACCAUGGCGACUAGAAAUUUUGUCAUGGUUCCUGAGAUUUUUUUUCCUGACAGCCCUUUAGCAAAGGCAGUUGCCCACACAGGGUUGCAUGGUAGCCGACUGCCAGCCUGGGGUUGCGUGGGAAGCGGUGAGCGAGGGAGCAGUAAUCUUCCUGCAGUUCUACUAUGCUCACUCACUGUUUAGUAAUGCCCAGAGCCAGAAUAUGUUGUCACUACAGAGUGCACACCGGCGAACAGAACUGCAGGAAGAUGAUCGGACAAGUCCCACUGGACCUUAGGAAAAGAUCAACACAGCUCUAGCAAAGGUAGGGAGGGUGGGUGGACAUAAAUGAAAAGAAAAUGUGUGUGUGUGUGUGUGUGUGUGUGUAUUUGUCCUCUGUGUAUGUCUGCCUGUCUCUCUCUCUCUCUGUGUCUGUCUGUCAGUGAGUGUGUCUGUUUAGGUUUUACGUUACAACACUAAGUGCAAUAGAGACACAGCACCCAGACCACUUCAGCUCACUGAAGUGGUCUGGGUGCCUACAGCUUCCCUUUAAUGUGUUGAAGGAGACCAGUGCUUGUAAAUAUAUGACAUGUUUAUUGUAGAGUUACAAACCAGUUUCCAUAGCUUAUAUUGGAGAUAUGUGCUGAUGCAGAUAAGUAUUGAAACCAGUCUUGGUCUUUGAGCCUUUCAGUAGAUAGCUUCCUGAUACCGUGGGAAUUGGGGAGCUAUUUACUAAGCAUCUGCAAGAUGCAGAGUCGGCAAAAAUAGGAUUGGCAUUUCAUUCAUUCAAUGAAAUUCCGAUCCGAAUAGAAAGUACAGAAUUGCAUCCUAACAUGAACGAAAAAAACUGUUCUCAUUCUGUUGGGGCGAAAUUCUAUGUCUAUGUGACAGGACGUUCGGGAAUACUGAGAGGAAGCAUCGCGAGAUCACUGAGGAAAGGGUGAAUAUUGUGGGAAAAUUUCUCUGACCCGCAGGAAGUAGGUCAGAACUGGUCAGGCGUAGGAAAAAUACAUAAUAGAAAGUAGUCCCUACUUUGUCUUAUGUUUUAAAGAAAACUAAAUCAGAUAGGAAGAAACGUUUAACAGAUCCUGAGAGAGGGAGAGAAGCGGAAGCGAUUGGGAAAAGGUAAGUUCGGCAUGACCGUGCCGCUUUAAUUUGCUUAAAUGGGCAUUUGUUUUGUGUGUAUUUUUAUUUGUUUUUUUUAAUUCCACCUUAUGCUAGAGAUUGCACACUUUCAUUCUGGUAAUAUGUAAUAAAAGUGAGGUCAAAUAUUUUAUCAAGGUUAUUAGAGGUGUGGCAAGAUGUUUUAUGGGAUGGUAAAAGUAGUUUAUAAUGGAAGUGUUGUAUGUUGGGUGAUCAAAAUUUUCUUGUUUUAUUGCACUUUCCAAAUGUAGGAUUGCGGAAAAUGAAACUGCAAUUGUCUGCCCAGUGAUUGAUACCAUUGAUUGGAACACGUUUGAGUUUUAUAUGCAGACAGGAGAGCCAAUGAUUGGAGGAUUUGACUGGCGUCUGACCUUCCAGUGGCAUGCAGUCCCCGAGCAGGAGCGCCAAAGACGGAAAUCCAGGAUAGACCCAAUCAGGUAAUGCUCUUUACUAUCAGUUUGGCCAAUCUUCAGCAAAGACAUAGUCCAAGAAUUUGACAGCUGGGACAAGACCAACUUUUGAUUAUUUUAAUUUUAUUUUUAAUAAAAUAAAAAAAUAUUUUUUAAUAAAUAUGUAAGUUUGCUAAUGUUUCUACUAGAAUAAUAUACAGGUGAAAUUACAAGAUUCUAAAUUUGAAAAGUGUUCUGUAUCAUGGCAGGUACACUUGAAGAGAAACAGAAACUUUGUAGUGGAUUUUGUCCAAAAUUUGGAUAAUCUAGUUUGUGCAGUAUAAGUCAUAUAUUUUUCAUCUACAUAUAUAAGAUGUAGGCAUCUGCUUUAAAUUAAAGAAAUUAUGAUUUGCAUAUAAUUUGAGGUUUCGGGGGGAUAGCAUCAUCUUUUUUUAGUAAGGCAGUACGUUACUUAUACAGCUAAAUAAAUACGUGAUUCAGACUUUGCUUAGUUGGCUCUGCAACUUUGAUUUUAGUCUAGACAAACUCUAAUACUGACAGAAAUACCGGAACAAACGCCUUCACGUCACGCUCUUGCUGGGAUCAUGUACCCACCCUGGGCGUCCCCUUUCAUUGCUAAAGCUCUUAAGAUAUUUAAUGUGAUUGAAAUGUUUAUCUGUUUCAGUGCUUUUCUUCUGACUCAAAAGCAUUAGGUAAAUCUUGAAAAAGAAAAGUAUCAAUCAUCUGAUUUGCAAAACUAGAUAUAAUAUAUUUACUGAAAUAUUAAUGAUUUCAAAAUCACAAAAUAUCAAGCAGCCCUCAACAACAGCCCAGGCAAUUGAAACUAGACUUGUCCAUUAGUGCCACGUUUGUGCCGUUUAAAUCUAAUUUCUGUCUCUUUUCUUUGUUUUCAAGUUAUUAAAUUAACUAUUUUAUUAUGGUACAAAAGCACAAGGACAUAAAAAACAAGCUGGUUAAUUAAAUCUGCGCAUGUGUCAUUCAAGUAUCCAUUCUUUCAAAUCUCUCACAAUCACAAAUAUACACACAAACAAUCAGACCUAUACACACACACACACACACACACAAUAACAGAUGCACACAGACACACAUACAAUCACAUGCAUGCACAAUCACAGACCUAUACACACAGUCACAAACCUAAACACACAUCACAAAUAUGCACACACACACACACAUACAAUCACAGACCUAUACACACAAUCACAGACCCACACACAUGCUUGCAAUCACACACAGGAACAUACACACACACAAUACAGAUACAAUCACACACAUACAUUCACACACACAAUCACACUCACCUACACGCACACAAUCACAGACCUAUACACAUAGUCAUAUAUAUAAUCACAGACCCACACACAUCACAGGUGCACACAGACAUACACACACAAUCACAGACCCACACACAAUCAUAGAUACAAACAAUCACAGACCAAUAAACACAUAAUCACAGAUGUGUAUACACACAGAUACACAAACACAAUUACACACACAUGCAAUCACAGAACGAUCCAUACACACAGUCACCGACACACACACCUUUAUACACAAUCACAUACAUACAAACAUGUAAUCACAGAUAUACACACACAAUCACACACCCACAUACAUUAUCACAUACAUUAUCACAUACAUACAUUAUCACUGACUUGCACACACACAAUCACAGAGAUACACACUGACCCUCCACACACACACAUUUACUGACAAAACAUACACACACAUUUUGUACUAAAGAGGUCAACCCAGCCUGGCAUUUCAAUUGACUCUCUUUCAUUUUCCUUUUCAGGUUUCAAAUGAUAAAAAACUGAUUUAUAUUCAAAUGAAAGUGCUUCUUUAAAAGCUUACUUUACCUCCCUCUAAGGAUUACUAAAUGUGUAGCACUUUGUCAGGGUUGGGGCAAUUAUUUAGUUAUUUAUUUAUAAAAUAUUUUACCAAGAAGGAUGCAGUGAGAUUUCUCUCAUUUUCAAGUCAUUUCCUGUGCCCACAAACAUUACAUUGUUAUGAUUGGGUACAAUAUAAUAUUAUUACAUUAAAUUAAAUAUUAAGGCUUAUUGUAUUUGUUUUGGUGAGUAUAAUCAUCCCUUUCAGGCUUUUUGCAGUAAUCACUGUCUUUUCAGACAGUGCAGUGUUUACAUUUUAACCUAGGGAUACCUCCACUUGCCACUCCUCAUAUGGCUACUAGACGUGCUUCCUAGGGCAGUGCUGCAUUGUGUGCAACACUGACAUUUAGUGUCUACACUCUGCAUGGAGAUACUGAACUUACUGCAUUGAUUCGGUGUGUCUCUAUGAGGAGAUGCUGAUUGUCCAGGGAUAUGUUUGGCUUGUGCUGGCUCUGCCCCGAUCUGCCUCCUUGACAAGCUAAGCCAAUCCAAGCAUUGUGAUUGGCUCAGAACACUACUUUUGAUGAUGUCAGCAAAGCAGGCAGAUAAGGGGCAGAGCCAGCAGCAGCAGACUGGAGUAAAGGUACAAUUUUGCUAUAUUUAGGGGCAGCUAGAUAGUGUUUUUAACACUAUAGAGUCAGGAAUACAUGUUUGUUUUUCUGACCUUAUAGUGUUCCUUUAAAAAUAAAAAAUAAUAUUAAAAUACACAUACGGUCAUGGGGAAAAGAAAACACACCCUCUUUGAUUUCUAUGGGUUUACAUAUCCAGACAUAACAAUCAUCUGUAACUUAGCAGGUGUUAAAACUGGGCAAAUACGACCUCAGAAGGAAAAUGAGGAUCGAGCUACUUUCGUUUUGGUACAUUAAGUAAACUGCUGGUACUAGAUCGGAGGUUACGAGGUGGGAACAGCUAGGGCGAGAAUUCUACUUUGGUUGGGAAACGCUCUUAAACACAAGGAUGGAAAGUUGAAAGGUGUCUGUAUCCCAGCACUAGCCAGUUUAGCUUUUUUAACAUUAAAAGGACACUAUAGUCACCAGAACAACUACAGCUUAUGUAAUUUGUUCUGAUGUGUAGAAUCAUUACCUUCAGGCUUCUUGCUGUAAACACUGUCUUUUCAGAAAAAAUGCAGUGUUUACAUUACAGCCUAGUGAAAACUUCACUGGCCACUCAUCAGAUGGCUGUUAGAGAUCCUUCCUGGGUCAUGGCUGCCUAAAAUGCAUCCAAACAUUCAGUGUCUCCUCCCUCUGCAUGCAGACACUGAACUUUCCUCAUAGAGAUUCAUUGACUCAAUUCAUCUCUGUGAGGAGAUGCUGAUUGGCCAGGGCUGUGUUUGAAUCAUGCUGUCACGAUUUGUGGAACCCAACACGCUGGCACACACACACACACACAGAAAAGGUGCCGUACCGGACCUUAGAGUGGCCGGGCUAAGCACGCUAAGAUUAGUCAGGAGACAAGCCAGGUAAAGGGAGCCAGAAAACAGGAGAACGAGAAACAAGCCGAGGUCAAAGGAGUGGAGAAGACAGAAUAAUCGGAAUAACGAGCCAAGUAAUCGGUAACCAGAGAGCAAGACGAGAACAGUACGCUACAGGGAUCACAAGACCACAACAGGGCACUGAGGGACAGGAAAGGUAAGUAUAAAUACCCUUGGUUUAAUUCUGAUUGGAUAACUUCCAAUCAGAAUUAACAAUCACACGUGGGGGAUAUCUAUACCCCCCACUGUGAUUGUGGUACUGUUUCUUUAACGCCGGGUCACUCACGUGACCCCGGCGUUUACAUAAUUAAUUGACCUCCCAGCGUGCAGCGUUAUACAUGCUGCCGCUGGGGGGCGUGGAGGACGCGAGCGGCAGAGAGGAGACGCCGCUCGCCGAGAGGUAAGCAGAGGGGAGACCGCGGGCGGCAAUGGAGUGUGGGUGAGUGCUGCAAGUGGCGUGCAGCCUCCCCUCCUAGCCGCCCGCGGAUCCCCGACACAUGCUGGCUCUGCCCCGAUCUGCUUUUGUCAGUCUCAGCCAAUCCUAUGGGGAAGCACUGUGAUUGGAUCAGGCUACCACUUCUGAUGAUGUCAGCAGACUGUUUUUUUUUUUUUUUUUUUAGGCAAACAAUGCAAAGUUACAGCUUCUGACUUGAAUAGCACUAGCACUAAACUAGCCAGUUUAGCUUUUUUAACAUUAAGAAAAAGAAAAUUUGAUAUAUAUACAAUCACAUGCAUGCACAAUCACAGACCUAUACACAUAUUAUCUUAAUAAUCAAAGCACCACAAAUCUUCAUUUUUACAGCACAAAAAAGCACAAAUGUAGCACCAACAAAAAACAAUGGAUUUGUGCUGAUUGGGGGUAGGCAGCUUCACACAGCCUGAUUUGGAACAUAUUUUGGUAGCCUUUUAAAUCUACUCUCUUGAAGUCUAAAUCCACUCAUUUUGUUAGACUUUUCUGUUACUAUUUCUGAUGGUUCAACUCCAGGGUGUUUUAUUUAAAGCAAUUCUCUUGUGUAUCACUGCUUUUUAUAGAGGCAGACAGAGGAAGUGUAUCUGUGUGUGCGAAUGUAACUGUAGGAGAGAUUUCAUAUUAGCUGCUGAAACAAAAUGUUAUUUUAGCAAGUCUGAUCUCAUCUCAUGUCAGUUUCUGCUGAGCAAUACAAUGCAAUAUGUUCAUUUCAAGGGACACUAUCAGGGUUAAUUGCUAAAGUAAGCAUCCAAAUUGAAUUUCAAAUUCAAGGCUAGAGUAACCAAACUGAAAGCAUAGCUGACCUAAAGAUUUUCCAGUUUAACUAUUUUAAUUUAAAAUGUACAUUAAAUUCUCACUUUAGUGAAUAGCUCUGUGUUAUCUAGACAUGAACCUUUUUUUAACAUUACAUGAAAAAUGCAUUAAAAAUACUUCCAAAUUGAGGAGCAACAAUGGCGUCCCUGCACAGAGGAUGCUCCGAUUUCUCGGAUGGGACAUCCAACGAGGGGAAAGGGAGCUUUAUGCCAGCCAGUGUGCCGCCACCGCUAGAGAGGCCACGGCAGCCUGCACCAACCCCCACACCGGUGACCAUGGAGGCCAUCGUAAGACCUUAUGGCCACCCACCAUGGGAAAAUCUCAGCAGAGGUUGCCUCGAUCAGAGAGGACCUGAGAGGCUGGGAACCGCCGAAAGCACCUCCAGAGACUACACACGCCAAAUUGCGGAACUGCAAGCAGCGGUCCACGACCUGAAACAACAGGCGAUACUUCAUGAUCAGCAACUGGCCGCACAAGAAGACAAGCGGCGCCAAAACAACUUGAAACUACGAGGUAUAUCAGAGGCCAGGCACCCACACUACACCAGGCGACUGUUAACCGCGCUACUAACCCCAAAGGCGGCAAAAAUUAUCAUGCUGGAUGGGAUCUUCCGCAUACCGCGGCCAGCUACUGCACGACCUGCGGCUACAGGGGAUGUAAUUCUCCACUUUCAAAAUGCAAGGGACAAAAGGGCAGUGAUUGACGCCAUUAAGGGCCAACCAACAUAUACCUUUGAGGAAAUGACCCUAUCGUUUUACGCGGACCUAUCAAGUGGGACACUGACCUGGAGACAGUCCUUCGGGCCGUUCACCUCCCUCCUACGACAACACUGAAUCCGGUACCGCUGGGGAUCAGGCCGAGCGCUACGCAUAGAGGGCGCAAGCGGCCCAUUGCUCAUAUGGAAUCUACAAGAGGCCACAGGGGACUUCGAAAAGCUAAACCUCCCACUGAUGACUCUGGACUCCCCUGACGAUAUCGAAGGGACCCGCACGCUGCCUUGGGAAGAAUGCGGCCAGCGCACCGGAAUUUAUACCAAGGCAACGACCCGUAACACCUUAUGCGGCAGCCACGACCUAACUCUGGACUAAGAGCUUAAGGACACUCACCGGGAUGCACUCCCCUUCUCUGCCGAGCAACCAUAUGGCAGGCGGCUCUAAGGCCAUGCACCCUCGCACCUGCCGGGAGUGAACAAGACUACUUGAUUGCAUUAUUUGUUUUAUUGACUGUUUGUUUGUUUUACUGACUUAACCCACAUUCCACUAUACUUUUAGUCUUCACUGGAUGGCCACCCAGAUGCUCCGAACGUAACUGCAAAUACACUGACAGAGAACUGGGCCCAGAUCAGGCCAACAACCAGAGAACGCCCUCCCCCUCUCCCCUUUAUUUCCCCUGCCCCCCUCUCGGGUGUCAUAAAAGGAUCGGCCCAACAUCGAGACUCCCGUCAACACCUCGAGAUACCUCCCAAGCAGCACUACACAGACUACUCCACCUCAAUGAUGCACACAAGGUCACACUUACAGGUUGGGACAGAACAGGGGAACCACGGUGACCGCACACCGACGGGGAUUCCAUAAGGCAGGCACGACGCACGAGCCCUAAGCAGCGGGCAGAAACACCAGACGUGUACACAUAACAUAUCACAUACACUUAAGCAACAUAUCACAUUUAAAGUAGAAGCCUUAUGAAAUCACACCACAUAGUGACCCCGACACCACAAACGUACCAACUUAUUCAGUGACAGUCAACCGGUCCUUAAAGAGGACACUUGAGCUAAGCUUCCCGAACAGACUCACGAAUGCCACUGUAUGACUUUUCCUACCAGACCAGAAAGUGUCUGAAAUACUUUCAUCUGAUUCUGUUACUGUCUUCAUAUUCUAUAUGAGCUUUUACAUAUCCAAUAGUCCUGAUCGGCUGACACUCUCUCACUCCUGGCACCAUAAACACUAGAGUGAGCUGUGUGUUAUGUUGUUUGGAGUGUUCUUUUAAUUUCAGUCAUGAAUGAAGAUGCUUGUGUCAAAUUAAAAACUAUAAUGCUGAGGCUUCUCUUGCCAAGUGUUUAUUUCUGUAAAACAUUUUAUUGAAUCAAUUUAAUCGAACCUGGGGGUGGGGCCUGACUGCCAUGAGGGAAAGUCAUAUCCAGGACGAGCUCCUCAACUACACUGCAACAAAAAGUGAUUCCAAGCUCAAUCUAGCUCGUUUUGGGACAAAACUGACCAAACUCUUGGCUCUACCGUGGUAAUUGAGGCCUAGUGCCCACUGGAUGGGAGAGUGGGUGAUCUCCCGAACCAGAGAUGCCCAGAGGCUGACAGAACCACACAAGUGCCCUGCUAUCCUCCCUUUGAACCAGUGGGGGGGGAUUCCGGUCCAUCCAUAAGAGGCUACCCAGCUUGAGAAGCAGCACGGUGGGACACCAUAAUCACAUCAUGACUUGCCAUUGCAACGACAUUUCUUUAAAGCUGGACAGACUUUUCUCCAAUUUCUGGUGACCACUGGAAUUCCGGAGGCUCCACUCAGCCCCAUUACUACUGGAUAAUAACUCAUCUAGGAGUUCUCCUCUAGAGUCCUUGUCUGCACUAGUGGCGAAGACCUCAUCAUGGUGGCAGAACAGGCACCGCGUUUCACGCAGACACAAGACCGCAUAGAAGCAUACACCUAAUCAGACUAAAGCAGGAACGCACCGCAGGUCAAGGGUACUAGGGGGAACCCCUAACAUGGCUAGAGAUUCAACCUAUCUGUUCUCAUCUUGGCUUCAUGACUUACAGUAUGCCUCCUUAUUGCGUGACUAUGCUCUGCCCUUGGGGGGUAUGGGUUGAAAGGGGCUGUGAGACUGAGUGUGGCAAAUGUGCCUAUGCCACAAGCUGCUGGAGGAGCCAGCUAGCUAGCCUCCAGCCCAAAGACUAUGGGCCAUAUACAAAGACCCUGUUCGUGAGUUAAAUCUCCUUAGCCGCCAUUAGCAGCUUUCUCUGGGUGUCCCUGAGUGGAACCAAAAGCUGGCUUUCUGAUGGCUGUUCGCAUGAACCAAAUCCACGAAUUGUCCUCAGCGGCACUUAGGCGCGAUCAUUAUGGAACAAAAUUCGGCAUGUGGACUUCAUGGGUUCCCGGACAACUUAGUUUGCGGUUUUGAACCACUUUGAAAUCCACCAGGAGAGCACUUUUUGGAGGGAAGGUGUCUGAGACUAAGGGGGGGAAAAAACGCUACCUAAGAGCCAGCUGGAGCACCACGUAUUGCGGCUGCAGGAGCUCCCGAUAGUUGACCUGCCAUAGCACCAAACGCCCUGGAACUUGUUUGGGCAUAGGACAACGUGUGAGGCCGGUCAGAACUUUAACACUGUGGCAUUUCCCCUACACUACAUGGAUCUGAGCGCUAUCUGGAGAACUUGGGUGCUCAGAUCAGGGCUAUUGGGGAUGUAUUAUUUGUGGGGUUAUUUAUUUUAAUGAUGUUUUGGGAUAUUUUUUAUUUAUUUUUUGUAAAUUCUUUAUUUUCAGUUUUUUCAAUUGUACUUUCAGAUAAUUUAGAGUACAGAAUAAAGAAUGUGGGGAGGGUACUCAACAUGGGGGUUUACACAUAAUUAUUCAUUUUGUAGUACAAUAGGGUUUAGGUAUAGAGUUUUUGUAUAUUCAUUACAUUUGACGAUUACCCCUCUGAGUUAUGAUUUUGGUGGGUCAUCUGUUUGUUUCGUCAUUUGGGGCAUUUGUGAUGCCUUUCCUUUGGUAUUAUUUUGUCCUCAUCCAACUGUUAUGAGCUUGUGGUCUGUGUUCCCCUUUGGGGUCUAUAGGUGUUGUAUAGGGUGUUGGAGUGUGUGGGUGUCUGGUGGUGUUUAGGUCAUUUGGUGUCUUUGGGUGUGCCAUGUUUGGCUUUUGGUAGUGUAGAAGGUGUGGGUUGUGUUGAGGUUUGUGGUAGGUCUUAGGUCUUUCGGGGCUUAAUCCCAGGUCCUUAUUGUCAGUCUUUAAUAUUUAGGUAUUCAUGGUGUGGGUGUUGUGAGUGUCGAUGGUGUGUCUAGUGCAGUGAUUUAGGUUUUCAUUUGGUGUCUUGUGGGUUAAUUGUUCAGAGUACGUGGUAAAGGUUUGUAGGAGUGUUUUGGGGUAUUUUUAUGUUUGUUUGCCUCUGCUCCUGGGAGAUAAUUGGCUUACUGGUCUUUAACAGAAUUAUCUCCCAGGCACAGAGAUCUUUGGAAGGGGCUUGCAUUGUAUUGUGUGGAGACCCCCUGCUCGUGGUUGUGUGUAUAAGCAGGCAAAUUGGCCUUAAUAAACCCUUCAGAGACACCCCAGCAAAGCUGCGCUGGUUAGGGCCUGAAGCACUCCUGUGUCCCAGAUGAGAGCUAAAAAGCGAGCUUGAUAGAGGUACCCAGUCAGGAUGCCAUGCGGUCUAUUACACGAAGAAGUUCUUUGCCACUCUCUUCUUUCCCUACAUAACCAAUGUGGUAAAGCUUCUUGAUCUUUUAACUAGCUGCCUACAUGUGCUCAUCCUAAUUUGUUAAUUGUCAUCUUUACAUGUUUCUGUCUUGAUGAGCAGUCUUUACAAGUCCUCGUUUGUCACAUCAUUUAGCUAAUAUGGGGCCUCCCUAUAGAAUCAUUAUGUUGUUCCUACUAUAGUUAGUUAUAGUUUAUCUUGUUUAUUACUAACAAAAGUGCAGUGCUUUGACAUUUUCAGUUACAUUUUUACCUGUUGUCUGUAGAUAUGCAAAAAUGUCUGAGAGCUAUGAAUGCCUAACUAUGCACAACUAUAAUAAAGAAUGACAAAUAAUCAAACCUGUGCAAAUACACAAAAGUUGCACAAACUUUCAUACACAACUAUGAAACCACUUAAAACAGUUGGCUUUUGUCUUGCACAAAUAAAAUCUCAAACUUAGCUGUAGUUACACUGUGGCUAUUUUAACUUAAACUUUACAACUAUUAUUUUUAUCUUUCACUUAACAAGUCAGUAUUUUAGUGUAUAAACCACGAUGAGAUGAUCGCAGAACUUUGGCCAACUUACCUAUAAUUACAAUCCCAAAGUGAUUUUAAAGCUGAAUGUUUUAUCCUGACUUAAGUAAUAAUUCCCUUUCUGUGAGGGCUGUGGUACCUCCUAUAGCCGUAACCUAAUUUUCAAGUUUUCAGAUGAAUGAAAUUGUCACUUGAAUUUUUCUUGUGAACAUCUGACAGGAUCAGUCAUUCUUAACAGAGUUCUGACAGAUUCAAGUUUGGCAGUUUUUUUUUGUUUGAAUCGCAGAUGUUUUUUGAAUUGUGAAGUUUCCUUUGAUGUACAUAAUGCUUUAAUUAACUUGGCAUAAGUGCAGUUAUUUAUAAGAACACCUUUAGAGAGGAAAAAAACAAUUUUAUUUAUGAAGCCAUACAGUAACUAUGCAUACAUAUACUUUAUUGAAUAGUUAAAAGGACAUGUAUCCAGUCUUACCUACUAAAAUUAGAAAAAAAUAUUUGCAUAGUUUAGACAGCUCCUCAGAGCUGUCAAUCAUGCAGCCAGAUGAAGAUGUCAUAGGCUAGCAGCAAUUAUUUUACAAAUUACUUCAGUUUUAAGGCAGUCACACAGAUGUCAGUAGGCUUAGGUUACUGUGUGUGUACCAUCACCUUUGCAAUCCUGCAUAGCUGUGAUGUUGCCUAGAGUGGCUCAUUUGAUGUGACACUUUAAGCAUCAAAACUAGUACAGUUUAUUGUAGUAGUUAUGGUGCAUGAAGUCUUGUUUCUAUCAAACUGCUUUCACCCUCCAGAACUUUGAAUAGAUAAUGUAAACAUUAAACUUUUUUACUACCUGAGCUGAAGGCGAGAGGCUAGGCAUUGUGUGCCUCUGUAGCCCCACUUUUGUCAAACCACGCAGAUUGACAGGAAAUUGGGGAUAGGGGACAGAAGCAUAACCUGUUCUAUUAACUGAAGCCUAAUUUUGAGUGACUGCCUCCUUUGGACACUACAAAGAUGUUAUAGUGCAGAAUCCCUAUUUUUGAUUAUUGGUGAAACUGUUCAUCAUGCUUUUCAAAUGCUUAAUUAUUUUAGACCACUUUUCAUAUCCAUGUAUAUGUAUUACAUUAUCUGUAAUGAAACUGAAGACCAACACAUAUUCUACAGACUUUAAAGGGACAGUGCAGGCACCAAAACAACCUAUGCCCCUUGCAUUUUUUAUUUUGUUGUAUGCUCCUUUGUCCUGGUUUCCCUUCAUUCUGUGUUUUAUUAGUAAAUCAGAUUUUUUUAUUAUUAUUAUUAAGGUUUUUUACAUGAAUAAUACAGAUAGCAAAAUGUAACAUGCAGGUCAUGAAGAAGUUAUGGUCAAAGAUCAAUUAGAUAGCAAAUAUGUUUAAACCAGGAGAAAAUGAUAGCUACAUCAGGCAACCCAUCCCAUGGAGGCAUUAACAAAUAACUGCAUUGACACUCCACUACCUAUCAGACAUGAAAGAAACCAAAUUAAAGUAUGCAAUCAACUAGGGUAUGUUGAUCCAGGAAUCGGGAGGAACGUUUUCCCCUGUUUUGUCACUAUUAAGGUGCAUUAGCAUCAAAAAUAUUUACAUAUGGUUGAACGGGUGUGCAAUUCUAGAUAUCCGUGAUCAACUGGUAAGAACCCAACCAUGCAGAGCAAAGCCCAAACUCUCACCAGAUCCUCUCUUGUCUCAUUGGUGUGUGAAGGAUGCAACAAUAUUGACUUCACUCACCCCCCCACCUAAACCCCCACCCAAUCUAAAGAGGCAUAAUAGGACAUCAAUAGACUUUGAGUACUCCAUGAACCUGAGUUAAGGCAUAAGUUACCUCCCUCGUGGUGAACUAAUUGAACCUUCUAUUCCAGCCACAUCUUCCCCCGCACACCUGAGUGCUUUCAAAGCAGGCCAUCUAUGCGGUUGGAUCAAAUUCAACGAAAAACAGAACUGAAACUUCUUGGAGGAAUCAUUCCUCAAUAGAAUGUAGGAUAACAAUGAGGAGAAAAAUGUAUUAAGUAGGUGGGGGAAAGAGGUAGGAAGGAGGUAUAAGAAUAAGAAAAGUGACCAUCCCAAGGCUUGGACCCCACCCCCAACCCCUAGUGGUUCGUUCUGUGUUUUAAGUGUCCUUUAUUAAUUGUUACUUGAGACUGCUGAAUUACUUACCUCACAUGUAUCUUCUUGACAGGGAAUCAUGCAGAAUGUGCGUACAUUACUCACGUUUAGAACAAUGUGAGGAAGACCAGGAUCAGCUGCUAAAUCUCAGUCACUUCCUGCAAAUCUCCUGCAGAUCUCCUGCAAAUGAUGGAAGUUCAGAUAUGAAUAUCUGUCUUUUUUUUCUUUUACAUUUUAUGUGCAAUUUUUUUUAGCACAGUAUCUUCUAGAGAAACGGCUCAAACAUGCAAGCCAAGAUUCUAACUUUCUCUUGUUACCCCUAUUAUGGGUCAUCAUUUCAUGCAUUCUGUAUUUACCAUUGACGAAUACGAAAGCUGUUUUGUUUGCUUACACUUCAGUCUAAUAAUGUAUAUAUACUAAUUUAAAAUGUUUUCUUAGCAGGUUAAAAAAAGAGUGACCUUUAAAUGAACAUUGUUAUUGAUUUUAUUUCAUGUGCAACUUUAUGUAUUUCUUUACACUAAACAUUCUGAACUGUUUGAAAAGAGAGGCACUAGUUCACAUGAAUAUCAGUUUAACAUAGAUCUUAGGUUCAUUUUGUUUAUAAAAGUACAUUUCUUGACACACAUGGUGUUGUGCACUAAAGUGAGCAUUCAAAGUGAAUGUCAAAUUCAUGGUUAAAUAGCCGAACUGGAAACAUUCUCUGUGCUGUUUGGCUAUUCAAACUGAAUUUGAAAUUUAUGGUUAUGAAUUCUCCCUUUAGUGAAUAGCCCUGAAAGCUUUAUUCUGUUAGCUCUACAGAUCUAUCAUGGUGUUUCAGUUUAGUAGAAAGACUGCUUUCUACAAAUGUAUAUACAUUUAAUAUAUGCUUUACAUUGUUCUAACAAAUGUAAAUAAAUGUCUAUAUCUUCUGUUAAUUUCAGAUCUCCAACUAUGGCAGGUGGUUUGUUUGCUGUGAGCAAGAAAUAUUUUGAAUAUCUUGGAACAUAUGACACGGGGAUGGAAGUUUGGGGAGGAGAAAAUCUAGAACUAUCAUUUAGGGUAUGCACCAGGACAAUUUGAUAUUGGUAGUUAAAAUAUAAUAUGCAUUAAGGGUUAUUGCAAGCACCAUGACCACUUCAGUGAUAUGAAGUGGUUAUAGUGCCUGGUGUCUGUGCAGUGUGUAACUUUGAAGUGCUGCACAUAGAGGGGUUAACCCCUCUUUUGCUGGAUGUGUCGCUCCACCUCCAGUAGCAUCAUAGGGUUGUCAUUUGCCAGCCUGGAACUAGAGUUAAUGUCAAUACUGUGCAACUUUCAUUGCACAGAUUGACAGUCAUUGGCUGAGAGCAGUCAGCUGACUGAUACUCUCAGCCAAUAAAUGUCAACCUCUGCAGGAGCCGGAUGCUUAUCACUGGAUCACCAGGGAGCAUCAGAGCCCAGCGGGCAUGGGGUAUAGGGGUAAGCAAUUACUAAACGGUUUGCCCCAUUAUCAGGGACCCGGGCCAGUGUGGUCCUGGCAUCCUAACUACUACAGUGAACUGCAUUGGUUAUGAUGCUUGGAGUAACACUUUAAAUUAAUCACACCUCAAACUACUGACAAAGAAUUUAAACAUCCUAAGAGCAAACAUAUGUCUGAAUUAUAACCUAAAAAUAAAGAUUAAAAAGAGGAAGGAAGUAUGUCCCACAAGCAUUUAUAAUGCUUUGUUUCAUAGCCUACUAAAGUGAUCUGCAUAAACAAAUAGAACACCCUGAAUCUAAAGAGCUAUGCUGUAUGUACAUGUGUGUUAAACCCAGUCAGGGCUUACUCAAUCUGAGUCUUUUAUCUGCUAUUGUAGAAAGUUGCUCUGUGUAAGCCCUGUCCCAGCCCUAUUACUUGUCUUGGCUAUACAGCUUUGUAUCAAGGCAUACAGUCCUAUCCAGCAAUACACAGUUUACAUCUCCAUAUGUCUAAAAGAGCAGCUGUCACUUCCUUAUUUGCAGUACAAUAAUGUAUACUAUUAUUUCCUGUUUAAUGCAUUGGAGAACUUCCUUGCCGUGUGUUCACUUCAGCAAUCUAUCAUACAUUGCCUGGAUCUCUAUAGCAGUUACUCACUUUCUCUUUCCCUUUUUUAACAUCCAUUAAAGUGAGGACUGUUAUAGACCUCAAAUAAUUCACUGGGCCACUCUCAUUCCUCUGUGCAAAUGGUCUGCCAUUUUUAUCACUAUGACCUUCUCAAUGUAUUCCCACCUUGCAAAUGAUGUCUGCCGUGCUACCGUUGGUAUUUUAUUUGAUCGAUUUUUCAUCUUGCAUAUAGGUUUGGCAAUGUGGAGGAAGCCUAGAGAUUCAUCCUUGUUCCCAUGUUGGCCAUGUUUUUCCCAAGAAGGCUCCAUAUGCACGGCCAAACUUCCUGCAGAACACUGCGCGUGCCGCUGAAGUGUGGAUGGACAGCUAUAAAGAGCAUUUUUACAACCGUAACCCACCAGCAAGAAAGGUAUAAAAUGUAUUCAGAUACGGCUUUCUGUGAUGUUUGAGAACAUCUAGCGACUUUUAACAUGAAAAAGAGGAAUGAAUUGUUGGUUCUGCACAAAGAUGUGUUAAAAUGUCUUUGUAAUACAUCAUAGUUUUACGUAUGUGAAUUUCCAUUGAGUUUAGUUUAUUAAGGGGACACCGUAGGCACUGUAGGUUUCCCUUUUGCACCUAGUGCUGCGAUGUUUACAUUGCCACGCUAAGUCAGCCUCUAGUGGAUUUAAAUGGAUCUUUGGUCUAGUAUCUGACGCUCUACAUGAGGACACCCAGCAUCAAAAUUUUCCCCAUAUGAAAACAUUAAUUAAAUGCUUUCCUAUGGGGAGGUCUGAUGCUUUUGCCGCGCAUGUGCAUUAGCGCCUGCGGGAUGUCGGAAGGGGCGGGGCGCCGGCUCAGCACCAAGGGACAUCAGCUCUGGGAUCAGGUAAGAUUAAUAAAGGGUUUUAGCCCUUUAUUUAUUGGGGGGUGGGGGGGUGCGAGGAAGGGGGUAGGCAGAGGGUGCCAUAGUACCAGGAAUACAGCUUUGUAUUCCUGGCACUGUAGUAUCCCUUUAACAACAUGAUUUGUUAAAUGUAUACAGAUAUGUCAUGCUGAUCCACAUUAGGACUUUAAAGCUAAACGAGUUCUGCCAGAUUUCAUUGUGUAUUUGUCAUCCAGUACAGUACAAAUAGAACUACUGGGAUGUAGGAUUCAAGGAGCUACAUCUCUGGGUGUUGCUAGUGCUAAUUCACCAGAGAAAAACAAUCCAUGUUUGAACCACCUAGUUUGAAAAUUGUCUUUUUAUAAUAAUGGAGAGGACUGGAAAUGAUUCCCUUGGCUGAGAAUAUUGCCAUCUCUUUAUAGUGUUAUCUCUAGCAAUAACUGUACAGUAAUUUGCAGUAUGUAUAUGUACACUGUCUGUUUAAUUGCGGCUGCAGUAGGGGAGUAUCACUUUAUCAUUUUAGUUCCACUGUUUACCAUUGGAGAGGUGAUUUGUUUGAUUCCUGUUUUGUGUAAGAUAUUAAGUUCAUUUGAGAUGUUAUUUGCACAGUUGUGUAAUACAUUAAGGGUUAUUAACUAAAAGAUGAAGUAAAGACUUUACUAGGGAAUUGCGAAUUUUAGUGCAAAAUAUCUUGAGUUUAGAGAAUAUUUCCCAUGUUCGCUAUUUUGACCUGAAGUGUGUCAUUCCCUGGUGACCUCCUGAAUCUUAUUGCAUAUUUUUAUUUUUAUUUUUUAUUCUUUUAUUUUUGGCGUGUCGUUACAUUGCACUUUGGCAAUUAAGUAGGCAUAACAUAGUACAUACAGUUAUACUGUAGAGUACAUAUAUAUAACGUGUAAUGCGAUUCUUACAGUAUUAUGUUCGUUGUCUCAAGGUUAGGUGUACUUUUGUUGGUGACACAUGUUAACAAAUAAAUGGUGAACAAUUAACAUGUUAGAAGACUGGAGACCUUUGUAGAGUGCUUUGUCUAUUUUGGACACCCUCCACUCGUGGUGGGUGGCAUCAAUUCGUGGUCUCUGUUUCUCCCAAUAUCACAUAAGAAAAGGAGUAACGGAUAGAGAAGAAAAAAGAGGAGAGGGGUAUGGGGGGGCCCCUCAGGCGGAGAUCUGAGUUUCGUCUGGAUUACGCUCGGGUUUGGUUAGUGCUGGCGGUGCCCCAUUUCCUGAUCUUACCUCAGUUCUCUCUAUCACUGGCCUUCCAGAGUUCCCAGACCUUUUCAUAUGCUUUCAAGGUGCCUCUCACCAAUGCCGUGAGGUGGUCCAUGACAUGGAUAUCCCUUAUUUUAUGUAUUACCAUAUUGAUCUGGGCCUGGUGAGUCUAGCUGCUAAGGUGAUUUUACGUAUGAGUUUUUGGUCCCUUCCUGACCAUUCAUCAAGUGGUCUGGAUAGCAGACACACCCAUGGAUCUAUGCCCACCCUUCUCUGGAACACUUUGUCUAAUAGGCUCCCUACUUCUCUCCAAAAGGCUUGUGCUUUCGGGCAGUCCCACCACAUGUGCUUAUCUUCCCUUUUUGUCCAUAGCCCCUCGAGCACAGAUCGUCUGGGGUUUUGCGCAUAUGAUAUAACUUCACUGGGGUGGUAUACCAUCUGAACAUGGUUUUGUAUGCCUGCUCCUGUUGUGUAACACAUAUUGAGGUGGCCUUAUUUGCAUCCCAGAUGUCUCUCCAGUCUGUGUCCUCCAAGACCUCUCCCUGAUCUGAUUCCUAUUGAGUCGUGUAAUGUAGGUCCCCCCAGUCGGUGUUAUUGGAGCUAAGGUGUGCGUAAAGAUUCGUGAUGAGUCCCUUCGGGGGUUUUUCCUUGAGACACAUUUUCUCAAAGCCCGUUGGUUUAGUUUGUGCUGCAGUUUUUGCUGGAUGGUGUUGUGCGAAAUCCCUGAUCUGGAUGUAUCGAAAGAAAUCUGAGGGUGUUAGCCUGGUCCUUUCUGCCAGGGUUUCGAAUGAUAGUAUCUGGUCGCCCUCGUACAGGUGGAUCGCUCUGUGUAGGCCCGAUGGUGGGAAUGCCCUGUUUCUCAAGACUGGCAUCAGUGGGGAGGGUGAGGUUGUCAGUUUAUAUUUUAAAGCUGUGGCGUCCCAGACCCGUAGGGAGUUUAAGAUUGUGGGGCAUUGGGUGUCUCUAGUAGACAGCCACUAGAGGCAGUCUUAACCCUGCAAUAUAAAUAUUGCAGGGCUAAAUGGGACAGGUACACUGCACCCAGACCACUCCAGUAAGGUGUCUACAGUGUCCCUUUAAUUUUUCUACACCUCUAAAAUAUAUAUGUAUUAAAGGAGCACUACAGUUUGCUCAAGUGCUUUGUGUGUCUGGAAUCUGUAACAUUUUUGGGACGGUUUAUAAAUGGGGGGCAGAAAAAAAUUCCCUGGCUCUCAUUUAGAGAACCGUGGAGGUUUACCUCUGCUUCAAUUUGUUUAGAGCUAAUGGAGGGGUGCUGGGCUCGAGUGCACCUGCCAUCCUUCUUUCUUAUUUACUAAAUAGUUUAAAACAAUUCCCUAGAGUGUUACUAUAAAUAUAUGGGCUAUGUAAACAUAGUAUUAAAAAGUGACCUUUUUCAUGUGUUGAUUUCAAAUUGAUGAAGUUAAGAAUAUAAAUGAAUCCCUGCAAAUUUACCAGUUUGCCUUCUCUCAAGUAGGCUAUCACAUUUGUGCAAGUCACUUGACUAUCACCAGCUGAUGACUGACAGUCACAACGUAUGUGGAAUUAACUCGCAAAGAUGAGCAGCAGCAGCAUCAAGUGGGAUGGCAAUGGAAUGAUCUCUUGCUGCUUGCUUUUAAUGGCACGGACAGUAUUUCAGAGCAGGCAUACUGUUAUGUACAGUGUUCCUUUAAACGUACCUGUAAAUCCAGUGAUGGAAGAGAAUCCUCUUCUAAACCUAAUCAGCCUUCUUUGAAGUCAUCACUCCUUAUGACUUUUUGGCAUAUCAGAUGGACAUAUGGAGGGUAUACAUUAUAUUUGCCUACCCAGAUUUCUCUACCCAGCAAGCAGAAUGCAGCUUGUGUGUAUAUGGAUUCCCAAAUUAAAACUAUAGAGUUAAUAUUUGAAGCUUUAUGUUUGCAGCAGAUAAUUCAGAGUAACAGAGUAGUUUGGAACAAUGCGAAAGCUCUUGUAUACUAAGGUCACUCUCCAACUUCAUAAUUAGCCUAAGUAAGCCAUGGAUCAGUGCUGGAUUAAUUUCCAAAGUCUUUACUGAGAAAUGUAAAUAGAUAAAUAGGCUGCUUGCUGCACUUGUCCCCAGGGGAUGUUUAUAAAUUAAAAGAAAUGAGAAACUGAAGAUUUCACUUUAUGAUGUCUUGAGACAUUAUCUGCCCAGAUAUUUCUGCAGUUUGAGCAUGCAUUUAGUGUUUAUGUCGUGCCGUAAGAGCCUGUGACAACAAAGGCUAAGGGUAACUCAGUCUCCCUAAAAUUCUUUGGUCCAUUUACCUUUUCAGCAUCUCUGAAUUGAUAAUAGAGGUUCCUUGUCAGUUUGGCAGAUCUAAAAGGAUCAGCAGUAUUUCCGUUCUGACAGAAUCAUUCUAUAAAGCUGUGCUCCAAUGCAUUGCAUAGUGUGAUCUUGUUGUGUAUGCUCAUGCCAUUGUGAUGUAUUCAGCUAAGGGAGUGGACUGGUUUUGGAAAGCGUACAUUGUUUGUCAAGUAACUAAAUACUACGUGCAUAGCAACUUAAAGGGACACUGUGAGCACCAAAACUGCACAUGUAAUGCAUUUCAUUUACAGCAUGUGUUUAUCUUAGACUCCAUGUUUUUUGCCAUAUGUAUUAUAUUCAAUUCGUUUUGGAUUAUCUUAACAUAAGUGUCAUAAGUGUGUUAUAUUUUAAUACAGGAAAAAUAUGGGGACAUUUCUGAACGGAUCAUUCUUCGAGACAGACUACAUUGCAAAAGUUUUGACUGGUACUUGAAAAAUGUUUUUCCAGACUUGCAUGUGCCAGAAGAUCGACCCGGCUGGCAUGGGGCUGUAAGUAUUCAUUGGUUGUGGGAUUCUGUCCAAGGGCAUUUAACCAGCAAGUAUCCUUGUUAAAUUUGAAGGACAGUGACUCGCUCUUGGGUUUUAUAGGAUUCUUUAUUAGGAUAUAGUGGAACAAAUAAACGUCUGUUUUCUGCCUGCUUAAAAGUAGUCAGUCUACAUCAGGUACACAGCAUGUUCAUGUGUGUUCACUAUUAUGGCAAGUUUACCAUCUGGUUGGAGAUAAAAGGGACAAAUCAAUCUGUAUUUAUAUAGCAAAUAACUAUACCAAGCUCUGCCAAAUCCCCACUUGUCAUUGUGAUGAGAAACCUUGGCACCACAAAUGUUUCUGGAUGUUAUUUCCCAUGAUGAUUAGUCAGGAGUCAGAAACACCUGUGGGGCAAAAGUUUGGCCAUCCCUGCAUUUUGGUUCUCUAAAUCGUUUUCAGAAAAGCAAGCACCGUGGGCAAAUGCAAAAUGCAGAUCCAUGUUUUUAUGGAUCACAUUUUUUAGACUUGUAUAGACUAAGAUGCUUCUCUUUUGUGCUUUUAUAUUUUUAACAAACCGCCUAGGGGCCUUUUACAUUGUUUGGGGACAGAUGAUGAUCACUUUAGCACAUUAGCACUUAUUAAAGAAAAUACACAUUUUAAUUACGUUUAAUCACUCUUAAAUACAAUCUGAUGACAGUCUUGCUUUAAUGUUUUUAUUAUUUUGUACAAAUUCCUUAUACUUAUUUUAAACUGGCUUCAAACUAUUCAUCCAGUAACACACCAACCAUUGUAAGAUACCAAAUACAGAGUAAACACCUAAGAUAAUUUUUUAAUCUAAAAACAAAUGUGGUUAUUUGUCAAACUGGGAACUGUGCACAAUUGUUAAAUGAAUUGCAAAUUUUAUUCCAAAAUAGCUGAGCCAGAAGAAUGUGGAGAAUUCUUGUAUUUCAGCUAUUUUAGCUUAAUUUUGCAAUUUUCUUUUCUGUUCUCAAAAAUGCCUGACUUUAAUUGUAUUGAUCUUCCUUUUAGAUCCGUAGUGAAGGCAUAUCAUCUGAGUGUCUAGAUUACAAUGCCCCGGAUCAUAACCCUACUGGUGCUCACCUGUCUCUUUUUGGAUGCCAUGGUCAAGGUGGUAAUCAGGUAACAAAUAGCAUUGUUUAAUAAACAGUCCAAACCAGUUUAAUUAUAUUAUAAUGAAGGGUUUGUCUGUUCAUCAUCCGUUCUGUGUCAUGGAAACUGUUGCAUUCCACUGGAUAUAAAUAAACAAAAUCUCAGUUGUAUUUAAUAUAUAGUUACCAUUUGGCAUGAUAGACCCCUAGAAAGAUUUAGUUCAGGAAUAAAAUGGAAUAAUGUUCUUAUUCCCAGCGCUAUGUAGCUACACAAUUUUGAUAAUGAAAACCUUAAUCCACUGUAUCCCAUGUGUCAGAUAAUCUACCAUAGAGGAAGGUGACCUUUUAGCAACCCAUGCUAUAGUUUAACGAACAGCAAGGUUUCGAUGAGGGAGAAUCAAGAAUUAAUUGGAAUUAGGGGCACACUCAGAACAUGCAUUUCUAAAUACUGGUGCUGUCGUAAAUCCCAACAUUUUACAAGACUACUUAACAUCACCUAUCUUAGCAAACAAAUUUAGGGGUUAAUUUACAUUAUAUGGCCAAAUUGCGUUAAACUCGCCACUACAUCACAGUACCCCAAUAUUGGUGAGUCCUACGCUAAUUUUAAAAUGGGAGAUAAACAUGCUACCUGCAAUACUUACUGGUAAAACUGCUGUCAGAGACCCAUUGCUUUCCUGUGGUUCCCUCCAGAGGGCAUUUAUGAAUAUAUAGGUCUACAAGAAUAUGGGAAUAUCUGCUAAACCAACAAAAAGCAAAACAACAUAGUGUAUCACUGUGUGGAUAAAGUGCCAAAUAGUACAAUCUCAAUUGGUCACUCACAAUUUCAAUGAAGGAGAAAGGUCUUGGAUAUAAUUCCCCUCAAAGGGUUUUGUCUUCUAGAUGUUUUCCGAUCAUCAUGGAUUGGUUGGAGGUCAUAUACUCAAAAGAGAAAUAAAAUUGUAGUGCAAGUAGAGCGAAUUAUAAAAACAAAUGUAUUAACUUACAUAUAGGUUAAAAUUGAUAGAUGUAAUGAAUCAGUCACGACUAUGCAUCCUAUCUGUUUUGUCUGUGCUAGGGACAUCCACAGAGAUUUUACAAUUUCAGGUUACAAUCCAAAAAGUAAAUAUAAACCCUCCCUUCACUCCCCAGUCCGUUUAUAUAUCUAUAUACUGUAAUACUAGUGCUUAGGACAUCGUGAGUCACAUGUUAUUAAAAAAACAAAUCUAAUCCAAUGAUUUAUAUACAAAACCAUUAGACCAUUAACCCCAGCUAAUCUGAAAACCUAUAGCACCAUUACAUGGUGGUUUAUUCACUAAAUAGUUGCAGUGAGUUGAUAGCAAAUGCUCAACGUUUAAGCAGACACGGUUUUCUUCCUGUGCAGUACAGUGUGUUUGUGUAAUUGUGUUGUAUGCUCCUUUUUAUUUUCCAGUUCUUUGAGUAUACAGAAAACAAAGAAAUUCGGUUUAAUUCUGUUACUGAACUCUGUGCUGAAGUGCCUGAACGUCAGACCUACAUUGGAAUGAAACAUUGUCCGAAAGAUGGUACUAUUAUUGCCACAAACUUGGUUUGGGAGUUUAGACAAGUGAGUAUAAAGAGAGUAUAAUCAUUUUGCUAUAAUUGUCAUUGUCGCCGACCUAUACAAUUACAAUUAUUUAUAUAGUGCCAACAUAUUUUGCAGCGCUGUGAAAUAUGUAAACAAGAUAAACAUUUAUUUCUAACAAAACUUAUAUGGCAUACAGGAGCAGUAGGUAAUUGCCCAAACGAGCUGACAUUCUAUACUGCUAUUAUAUUCAGUUUCAUCCUUCUCCCAAAACAGAAUCAAUACACCAGCAACCCCCACAUUGUACUGUGUCAUUCUAAUGUAUUUCUCUGCUAGAACAUUUGAGCUUAAAGGACCACUAUAGUGCCAGGAAAACAUACUCGUUUUCCUGGCACUAUAGUGCCCUGAGGGUGCCCCCACCCUCAGGGUCCCCCUCCCGCCCGGCUCUGGAAAGGGGAAAGGGGUUAAAACUUACCUUUUUCCAGCGCUGGGCGGAGAGCUCUCCUCCUUCUCUCCUCCUCCGAUCCUCAUCCUGGGCUGAAUGCUCACGCGCGCCAAGAGCUGCGCGCGCAUUCAGCCGGUCACAUAGGAAAGCAGUCAUAAUGCUUUCCUAUGGACGCUUGCGUGCUCUCACUGUGAAAAUCACAGUGAGAAGCACGCAAGCGCCUCUAGUGGCUGUCAAUGAGACAGUCACUAGAGGAUUAGGGGGAAGGCUUAACCCAUUCAUAAACAUAGCAGUUUCUCUGAAACUGCUAUGUUUAUAAAAAAAAUGGGUUAACCCUAGAAGGACCUGGCACCCAGACCACUUCAUUAAGCUGAAGUGGUCUGGGUGCCUAGAGUGGUCCUUUAAUUGGAUUUCUUUAAUGAAUUAAGUGCACAGAAAAAGACUACUACUUGUGACCUUGGGGGGUGACCUGUGGGGGCAAAACAAAUCUGAUGGCCAGGGUUCAACCAUUACUAGCCAAAUAUUGUCAUUAAUAAUCAUCACUGAUAACAGCAAGCAUUAUGAAUCCCAUUCUACAAUGGGAUGAUAUCCAGGAAAUGGAUUUGCCACACAGUAAUGUGUUAAUGUCCUUUGUUACUUAAUUACAUAAUUGAAGGUGCAAAACAAUGGAGGGCCUACAACUCAGGGUGAAAAUAAAGAGGACAAAUAAACAACGUACUCAUUUGGGACCGUGCUGCACUCAUUUAUAAGUGUUACCAUUCUUAAUUAGUCAUAUUUACGAAUAUGUUAUUAGCCUUGCAUACAAACAUACCUAAAAAUGCCACUCACCCACGCACACCAGACUAGUCGUAUUCUUUCAUACACAUGUCACAAAUAACACACACUUUUAUAUAAUUAAAAAAAAAUAAUAAUGACUACAUUUUUCAUGGCUCUGUGAUCAUUUGUUUCUGUGCUUUGUAGGAUGGGACAAUCUUCCACCCACAUUCAGGGUUCUGCGUUACAUCAUACCGUACACCCGAAGGUCGUGGAGAUGUACAUAUGGCGCCGUGUCAACCAUCGGACAAAAAUCAGUUUUGGAAGUUUGAGAGGUAGAAAAAGAAGCCCACCCAAUUAUAUGGACUUUUAAAAACAGAUUGCCAAUGUUUGCAGCUGAACACAAAUAUAAUAAUUACACAACAAAUACCCUUUUGUUUACUUUAAUUGUGUCUGCCUGAUUGUAUGGUAACAGAACUCUUUGCCACUGUGUCGUAACUGUCCAAAUUUUCUGAAGUGCCUUGUACCCAAUGAAGACUGUCAUAUGCUGGGUUUGCAUUUUGAUACUUUAUAUACCAGUAUGUGUUGAAUGGUGCUCCUUACAAUUUGAUACUGGCCCUUAGCACUUUUUGGUGUGGCUUGCAUGAAACAGAAGCCUACUGUUUAGAGAAAUUUUGAUUCUUUAAAAAAAAUAUUUGGAUGAAAAUGUGUGCUUGCAGCAUCUAGAGUUUUAUGCUAUUUUAUAUAGUCUGGAAUGUGUCUGUUUAUAAUGUAAUGUUUUAUUGUCAAGCUUUUCCUCAUUGCAAAGGCUUUCCUAUUUGUCAAUGGCAUCUAAACUAGACCCCAACCCUGGAGUCUGUUUGUGAAACUCAGGCAUUUGGUUUCAAUGCUGCAAAUGAAAUCGACCAAAUAAAUGGGGCUGCAGCUGUAAGAGUAAUAAUUGCUAUAAUUGUUCUAAAAAUACACAGUUAAUGGAAUGGAAAUAAUUCUAAAAAGAGAGCAAAUCUCACUGCUAGAGAGAAAAUGUACUGUGCAAAUACUAACAUGAUGAUCUAAACCCUGCCUAAUUAGGGCCAAAUCUACCUGCUACAUGUCACUUUGAUCUGGGCCUCCAUUUAUCCAUCCUGUGUACUGCAGUCAUUUACUUGCAUUCCAUUUCUAAAUAUAAGCUCAUUUGUAGAAGUUCAAAUUGUGCAUGUGUAAAGAUUAUGGAACAGGAAUUGCCAAAGGUGGUGACCAGCCGAGCAUCAUAUGAGUUGAACUUAGGUGUUGAUCCAUCUUUUGUCCACCCAUGUUAUAUAAUAUGAUUUUAUUUACUAUUAGGUAGUAUUUAUAGUGCAUCAGGAAGGCUACAAUUAUUCCCAUGCCAAUCUUGUUUCCAAUAAUAAUUACAUUUCUAAUUAUGUUAAGUAAUGGAAAUACCAAAUGAUUGGUAUGAAAGACUUCUUGCAUCAUCAGAAUGCAUGAUAGACAAACCCCUAACUUUUACAUUAAUAUUUAGUUUUCUUUCAGUGUAUUGUUCCUUUUAAAACCUAUUUGUUAUAUAUUUUCAACUGUCACUUUCCAGGAUUUUUAAUAGUGAGGUGUAUAACAAGAAAGUUAAAUAUAGAAAUUCAUAUCUCUUAAUCCUGAAAUAGGGCAUCACCACCAUCGCUCCCUGCCAAUCACUGUUAUGUUCUGUCCUUUGCACCUGGCACUCAACAAAGAGAGAACAUGAGAAAUUAAACAUUGUUUCUAUGUCUCCUCCUAAUUUGCAAUGUGUGCCUUGACUGUGCCUGAACUAAACCGGAUUGUGAUGUCAUUAGCUAGAUCUUUGAAAUACAUUUACAGGAAAAAGAGCAUCACAUAUAAAAAGAAAGAAAUAUGUAUUUUUCAAUUAUGUAAUUUCCAAAGUGACAGUUUCUGUUUUAAAAAUAACCAGAUACAUAUUUGUUAAUAAGUUAAUUGUUUGUGGAGGUUGAUUUAUAAAAGCACUUGAAAGUUUCCAUAGUCCGUCCAUCUAUAAAGAUAGACUCUUAAAGUUGUUUGUGGCUCAUUGCAGGAUUAUGCCAGUACCAAUUUGUCUAACCUUAGAAUUCCUGGCCAUCCUUGCCAGACACCCAUUUCCUGCACCUGAAGCUCCUAUUGUAAAAAUAUAUCUACUGACAUUAUGCCAAAAUUGACUGUCUACCAGCGUAAGAUUAUGUCUUCUAAAUCUAUUUCAACAACGUUACGCUCUUGUACUUUAUUAAAUCCCUUUAGACUUUAUAUUAUGUCAGACCUAUCCCUUCUCUACCCACCAAAUACAUUGUUAACAUUUUCGACCUGUGCUAAUUUAUUAUGCAGGCCUUGCACUAAUCUAAUAUUUCUUUUAUGAUUUGUUUUCUAAUGUAUUCAUGUCUUUCUUAAUAUAAGGUCUCCAGAAAGGUAACAAUAUUGUAAAUGUAGUGUUAUAAUUGAAUCAGUGCAGACAUUUUUGCUGAUGCACAGACAUUUAACUUAACUCCUUUGGUCCCCCAACAUUCCCAUAAUGUUUUUAUUGUUGUUUUUGUUUUUUACCAUAUAAUUGUUUGAUACCACGCUUGUUCGCUUGCACACUGCACUGAGUUGCACAAAUCAUCUGGAUACCCACUGACUUCAUCGUCACAUUUCUGUCUUUUGUUCGAAUGUGCACAAGCAGAAGUAUGAGACCAUGAUACAAAAAUAACACUCCUGUUACAUGGUUUGGUUUUUUAGUCAUAUACUCUUAAUUUAAAAAAAAAAAAAAUCUAUAUAUAAAAAAUGAUCAGGGUGCACUCACAGGACUUUAUCGUGAAGCUUUUUAAUGUAGUGAAAAAAAUACAAUUACAUCUGAAAAAUAAAUCUUUUUUUUUUUCAGAUGUAAUUGUAUUUUUUUCACUACAUUAAAAAGCUUCACAAUAAAGUCAGUGCACCCGGAUCAUUUUUUUUAAAAAUUUAUUUAAAUAUCUAUGCGGGCAGCACCCAGGCAAGUUAUCCUGUAUAUAUUUUUCCAAGGAAUGAGAGUGCCAAGCUAUUGGAUAAUUAAUAUAUAUCUUUUUUAAUUUAACACGCCCCAAUGAAUACAUCAAUGCAUUUAGUUAUGCAUGUUGUCACUGGGAGUAUAUUUAAAAAGAGUUUGCAAAAGCUCGGUUCUUAUGACUGCAGUCUUUGCAAGCCCUCCACUUUUUCCCUGGAAGAGAAUGUUAGUCUCUUUACAGGGAAAUAACCAAUCAUGGAGAAGCCACUGAAUCUGUGACCUCCUGGCAUGCAUGUUUACUCCCACACACUGCAACCUUGAUUGGGAAGGACGCUUGUCUAAGAAAAGCUAGGAGGAAAUGCGCGCUGUACUCGAAGGGAACUAACGGAAGGAGGAAGUAAAUUUAUUUAUAAAAGUGCCAAUUUCUCAUGCAAAGUGGCACUUGUAUAAUGUGCAAUUAAUAUGGGAUAUCCCAUGCACAGAAAGCAAACUGAAGCACUUUCUGUGCGUGGAGUGGUCCUUUAAUAAUAUAAUAAUAAUAAUAAUAAUAAUGGGGAAAAAAAGCUAUGAAAGAAGUGACCGUCUCCUCUGUAAGGUACAAACUAGUAAUAUGAAGAUAUUUCCCUUCCUAACAUGAUUGGUGUUUUAAAAUCUGUUUAAUGACUGUAUGACUGAUUUUAGUGCUGAUAAAGAAUGUUAAUCCAUAGAAUAAGAGUUAAAUGAUGGGGGAAAAAAAUUCAAUAGGUUUUAAGAAUUGGCUGCUGGUAGCUAUACAGCACAAAUAGUGAAGGCAGGUACCACAGUUAUGUGCCUAAUUGAAAUUGAAUCCAUUACAUGCAAAUUAAAGGAACACUAUAGCGUUAGGAAUACAAAACUGUAUUCCUAAUGUUCUAGUAUCCUGCCUCUGCUCCUCCUGUCCGGUAUUGAAAGGGUUAAAAAAAAAACUCUUUCACUUACCUGUUUCCAGCUCCUCCUCCAGUGACAUCACACCCAUGCGGGCACAUUAGAAUUUCCCCAUAGGAAAUUUUGAAUUUGAAGACGCUGUGAGAAUAAGAAUGUCCAAUUUCGUUUCACUGAGUUAAACUCUGUGAGAAAUGAUGCAGGAAGAGCCAGUAGUGGUGCUCUGGACGACAGUUUGUAGGAAAGUGCACUGAUUUACAUUGCAAGGUUAAGGUGACGGGGACACUGCACUCAGACCAUUUCAAUGAUAUAAAGUGGUCUGGGUGCCUAUAGAGUCCCUUCCAGUUGCAUCUUUCGGUCACAUAAUAGGGACAAUAUUAUGAAAAUCUUUUAUUGUUCUACUUAACUUUCAUUUUAAUUUUUUGUCAGAUAAAUUAAAUAAUAGAUAAAUAUAGAUUGCUAAUUUUAUUUGGAUUUUUUUUCAUACUUCCUUUACAGAUUUAACUUCUUUGAUUUAAGGUUUCUGUUAAAAAAUAAAUAAAUAAAAAAUAAAUGUACCCAAAAGCACUGACUUGAAUACAGCUCUGUAGUAUGUAUUUUCCAUAGGUGUCCAUUUUAAUGGGGACAUAUUGCUCCUUUAGUUUAGAUAUUUUAUCUUUGAGCUGUUAUUGGGCAUAAGGUGCUGCAUUAUUCCAUGGCUCUGCAAUAUGAGGAUAUAAACACAACAAAUAAAUUACAUAUAAGUUAAGGGAACAGAAACAAAGGGAUUAAGAUGGGUGUGCUUAAAACAAGUUUACAAUCUGGUUAUUUAUUCUUAUAUGACUGCAUUGUUGCAAGUGACUAAAAGAUUCUAAGAAACAUAAUUCCUAACACUGAUGCAGAGGGUGCCAGUGAGAGGGCUUAAAGGAGGGUGGCCAGUAACGUGAAUUGCAUCACUAGUGCCGCCCAAAGGGGGGGGACUUGCUUAGAAUGUGGUCAGGUCCACCCAAAUUAUUAGCAGGUUAGCCUAGCAUGACGCAAGCUAGUCUGCCUGUCAACCAGGCACAUUGGCCAACUGAGGGCAGCUCACGCAGGAAUCUGAAUUUCAAGGACAAAGCUAACCUGGAAGCAUAGCUAGUUGUAAAUUUUAAAUUCCAUUUGAAUUCACUAGAAUUCCCAGCAAUUCUCCCUUUUUAGUAAUUACCCUAACAUACAAUCACUUUUUAUGAUAGUGUCCCUAUUUAUUUAGGGUAAUAUAUAACUGUGUAUUUUUAAAUUCUGUAUCAAUAAUGCAAUUUAAAUAUGUUUUAUUUCAUUUAUCAUUAGCUUGGAGAUUCUUAUAUUGACUUCGGUUUUUUGUAUGUGGAUAUUUCUUUAGAAAUAUUUGAUUUGCACCAUUUUGUAUGCAACACCUGUGUCAAAUGUUGGACUUUUCUCUAUGCAAGUAAUAUGCAUAUGUAUAGAUAUAUAUUGUGCAUGGGUUUCUGGAAAAUCUGAUGCAAAACGUUUCUACAGUCAGAUGUUUUUGGGGUUGUAUCUUUUGUUUUUAGGUCAUUUUCCUAUUUGUUUCCUAGGGGGUUGAUGAUAGUAAAAUCUAUUGGGUUUAAACUACUGAUCGUUAUUUUAAUUAAAAUUGUUACUACAUACAUUGAAAAUGUAAUUUAAAUUUGUUAUACAUUAGAAAAAUGAGCACUGGCGAAUAAAAUAUGCUUGUUUUUUUUCAA
This is a messenger RNA of Pelobates cultripes (western spadefoot toad), 48440 nucleotides long. NCBI's taxonomy places the organism in Eukaryota, Metazoa, Chordata, Amphibia, Anura, Pelobatidae. The record is from the annotation of a GenBank genome assembly.